Messenger RNA from Osmia lignaria (orchard mason bee), 56823 nucleotides. NCBI's taxonomy places the organism in Eukaryota, Metazoa, Arthropoda, Insecta, Hymenoptera, Megachilidae. The record is from RefSeq and is a predicted model, not a curated record.
UCACCAGCCACCAGUUCGUCCGCGGUCUCCCGGCUGGACGAGAAGUUCGUCCUUUUCACCACGUUUUCACCCUAAGAGGUGCUAUUUAUUUAUUUAUUAUUUCUUUCUUUAUUUGGUGAGUCGACCAGUGAAAUCAGUCAACAUUGGACUACGAAUAGAAGGAAGGAUCCUGGCUGAAGGAGGAGGCUGCUAUCAGCCAUGGGGACGGCCAAGAUGAAACAUCUUCGGCCGUUGGUGGUGUGGAUACUUCUAUUCCUGUGUCCAGCCGAAUCCCUCAGAGGGGUCGGGCAUGGAUUGAGGAGAGAAGUAUUCUUCCUGAACCUCGAAGACGGCUACUUCGGCUGCCAGGUGAACGAAUCGACGGACGUGUUGCAGCUCCUCCAGCUGUCCAAGCUGUGCGACGAGCACGUCGAUUGUUACCAGGGCACGGACGAGCAACGUGACAGAUUAAAGUGUACAGAUGACUGCACGAAGGAGGACGGAACCAGGUGUCUGAACGGUGUCUGCUUGAAUUCCGUUUGUCAUUGCAACGACGGUUUUGGUGGUUGUAAUUGUCAGGUACCGGACGAGAACGAGUGCAAGUACCGACCCUGUGAUAUAUUCGCGCAUUGCACGAAUACUCUUGGUAGUUUUCAAUGUUCCUGUUUCCCUGGCUAUCAAGGCGAUGGUUUCUACUGCGAAGACAUCAACGAGUGCGACAACCCGGCUUUCGCCUCGAGAUGCGUGGAGAACGCAGAAUGCUGUAAUCUUCCCUCGAAUUUCCUAUGCAAGUGUAAAUCCGGUUAUAUCGGCGACGGGGAGGUGCACUGCGAGGACGUGAACGAGUGUGCGAUACCUGGUGCAUGCGGUGACAAUACCGUUUGUCAUAACAUCCCUGGAAAUUACACCUGCGCUUGUCAGGAUGGCUUCACGGGAGACCCGUACGAAAGUUGUAUCGAUAUCAACGAAUGCGAAUACGAGGGUGCUUGCGGAAGGGGUGCUUUGUGCGUGAAUUUACCUGGUGCUCACAAGUGCGAGUGUCCUGAAGGAUACAACGGCAGUCCCGAAGAGGAAUGCCUGGACAUCGACGAAUGUUCACGCAGCCCUUGUGGUCGUUCAGCUGAGUGCACAAACGUGCACGGAAGUUUCCGUUGCUCUUGCCCGGAAGGAAUGAGCGGCGAUCCUUGGAUCGGCUGCCACGAUGUAAACGAGUGCGAGGAUGGUUCAGCCUGUGGCGCGGACGCUGAUUGCGUGAACACAGAGGGUAGUUUCGAGUGCAGAUGUCGUGCUGGCUAUCAGAUGGAUUCCACACACGGUUGUGUCGACGAAAACGAGUGCAGUCGGACGGAUGCGUGCGCGGCGAAUGCAAGAUGCAUCAAUGUGCCGGGAUCGUACAAGUGCAUCUGUCCCCAGGGCUUCAUCGGUCAAGGACUAACAUUGUGCGAAAACGUGAACGAAUGCGAGAGAAAUCCUUGCGGCGAAAACGCCGAGUGCAGCGACACGAUCGGCAGCUUCGUAUGCAGUUGCAAGACGGACUACACUGGGGAUCCUUUUAAGGGAUGCAGCGACAUCGAUGAAUGCACGGCGUUGGAGAAUCCUUGCGGAAGAUACGCGAUUUGCAAGAACACGGAUCCUGGGUACAAUUGCAUCUGUCCGACGGGAUAUAGUGCCAAUCCUAAUCCGACAGUCGCUUGUGAACAGACCGAUGUGACUACACUUUGCAAAUCGAACUUCGACUGCGUGAACAAUGCCGAGUGCAUAGAAGGACAAUGCUUCUGUAAGAAUGGAUUCAAGGCUGUAGGAGCCGAGUGCGUGGACCUGGACGAGUGUCUUUCGAAUCCUUGCGGACCUGCUUCCAUUUGUAGCAACACCAGAGGAAGUUAUCACUGCGAGUGUGAGUCUGGUUUUGUUGGAACUCCGCCGCACAUACCCUGCAAAGCACCUUGCGACGAAGUAACUUGUGGAGACCAUGCGUAUUGCAAGGCAGAUGGUCACGAAGCGUACUGUAUCUGUGAGGAUGGCUGGACCUUCAAUCCAAAUGACAUUGCAGCUGGCUGCGUUGAUAUAAACGAAUGUGACGCCGUAAAUGGCCCUUCGGGUCGUUGUGGAAGAAACGCAAUCUGCACUAACACUCUGGGUGGCUUCAGUUGUCAGUGCAAGCCUGGAUUCGCUGGAAAUGCCUUCAAACAAUGUCUAGACGUAGACGAGUGUACCAGACACGAUGCCUGUGGUCACGGUGCUACCUGCACGAAUACAGAAGGUUCUUACGCCUGUACUUGUCCAGAGGAAACCAUACCGGAUCCUGAUCCUUACAUCAAGUGUGUCGGUAUAGUUACCUGCGAGGUUGACGGAGACUGUCCUGGAAAUGCCAUUUGCGACCCACAGAAACGAUGCCUGUGUCCGGAACCCAACGUUGGAAAUGACUGUAGACAUCCUUGCGAGGACUUGACUUGUGGACCAAAUGCACAUUGCAUGUUAUCUAACGACGUGGCAACCUGCCUGUGCCGCAGUGGUUACACAGGAAAGCCUGGAGUUAAGGGUGGUUGCAGGGAUAUCGACGAGUGCGCGAUCAAUCCGUGUCCUCAGGGUGCAAUUUGCAACAACGAGCCUGGUUCCUUUUCUUGUCAGUGUCCUAGCGGUACCACUGGAGAUCCCUACAGUGGUGGUUGCCAGGAAUCUAAGUCCCCACACGUUUGUGGACCCAGCACCCCGUGUCCAGCUGGGGAACAGUGUAUCAAAGAUGAGUUCGUGGGCAGUAGUGUGUGUAUUUGUCAAAGAGGAUACACUCGUGACCAUGAAACUGGUAAAUGCAGAGACAUCAACGAGUGUAUGGAGCUCAGGGAGAAACCUGCCUGUGGUGUCAAUGCUAUUUGCAAGAAUCUACCUGGGAGUUAUGAAUGUCAGUGUCCACCUGGGUUCAAUGGGAACCCCUUCUCCCUUUGCGAAGAAUGCAACAGCAUCGAAUGUCAGUGUCAGCCUCCCUACAAGAUCGUUAAUGGUAAGUGUAUGUUGGCUGGGUGCUCCAAGGGUGAGAAAUGUCCCAGUGGUGCUGAGUGUAUAACGAUCGCUGGUGGAGUCAGCUAUUGUGCCUGUCCUAAAGGGUACACUACCAAAAUUGAUGGUUCUUGCGAGGAUAUCAACGAAUGCAUCGUUGGACACCAAGUUUGUGGAUACGGAGCGGAGUGCAUCAAUUUGCCUGGUUCCCAUCAGUGUGUCUGUCCGCAUGGAUAUGGCGGAGACCCAUACAACGGUCUCUGUUCUCCGGCCCAGAAAAGAUGCACAAGCGACAACGAAUGCAAAGCUAACGAGAAGUGUGUGCAACCUGGCGAAUGCGUCUGUCCACCACCGUUUUACUCAGACCCUCUCGAUGGCAACCUUUGUAAAAAUCCCUGUGAUCGUUUCCCAUGUGGUAUGAACGCGAAGUGUACCCCAAGCGAUCCACCAAGGUGCAUGUGCGAGGCUGGCUACGAGGGAGAUCCUCAACAUGGAUGCGUCGAUGUGAACGAAUGUGCGAACAAUCCCUGUGGACACGGUGCUUACUGCAUCAACACCAAGGGCGACCAUAUCUGCGAGUGUCCAAAGGGAACAGUGGGUGAUCCUUAUGGUGCUGGUUGUACGGGAGUUGCUAUUGCAAAGAACGAGUGCUCUUCCAACGACGACUGUGAUAAUAUUUUCGCUUGUGUAAACGGAAGGUGCGUGAACCCUUGUGAAAACAUACCUUGUGGACCAAAUGCCUAUUGCGAACCUGACAAGCAUGCUGCUUGGUGUCGAUGUGUGAUCGGAUUCGUGGAGGGCAAAAACAACGAAUGUGUUUCUCAAUGCGACGGCUUCGUCUGUGGCUCUGGAGCACAGUGCAUCGUGAGCUACAGCGGACCAACUUGCAAGUGCAUCGAAGGUUUCAUGGGCAAUCCGUUCCCUGGUGGACAGUGCCAACCGGACGUCUGUUCACCGGAUGUUCCCUGCGCUGAGCCAAGUGUCUGCAUAAGUGGAAGGUGUAAACGCCGCUGCGAAGGGGUAGUCUGUGGUGUGGGUGCUUCUUGCGAUCCGUCUACGAACAAAUGUGUCUGCAAUCCAUACUUCAUUGGAAAUCCUGAUCUUCUCUGUAUGCCACCGAUCAAUCCUGCUGUCUGUGAUCCCGGCUGUGGUCCUAACGCCCACUGCGAGUAUACUCUUCAAGAAUCAAAAUGUGUCUGUAAUCCUGGAACUACUGGAAAUCCGUAUCAUGGUUGCGGUAUACAAGACAAGUCUGAUUGUUCCACCGCAUCGUGUGGCAAAGAUGCACACUGCAACGCUGGACCGAAUGCUGUUGAGUGUUUAUGUCCUCCUGGAUACGCAGGGAACCCCUACAUUCAGUGUCAUGACAUCAAUGAAUGCAAUGGAAAUGCUUGUGGAAACAAUGCAGUUUGCAUCAACACCAUCGGGAGCUACGAUUGUCGCUGCAAAGAAGGCUUCUUCGGCAACCCGUUCAUCGGUUGUCAGCAAGUCCAAGUGGGCCCCUGCACCGAUCCUUCAACCUGUACCUGCAGCGACACCGUUCCAUGCCCCUUCGACUACAGUUGCGUGGGUGGCAAGUGCAUAAACAAAUGCAGCGACGUGAAAUGUGGUCCCAGAUCGGUUUGUCAAGAUGGUGCCUGCGUUUGCCCACCGGGAUACAGCGGCAAUGCUAACGACCUCACCAAAGGCUGUCAUCUUCACGGCCACUGCUCCAACGACCUGGACUGCGAGCCUCAGCAAAUCUGUUUCCAAGUUGGCAAAGGUGUUCGAAAGUGUGUCGACGCGUGCAGCAAGCUGCAGUGCGGUCCGAACGCAUUGUGCAUCACUCAGAAUCAUGUGUCCUCGUGUCUGUGCAUCGACGGGUACCAGGGUAACCCCAGUAAUCUGGUAGAAGGUUGUCAGCCAUCCAAGUCGGUCAUUACACCCGGAUGUCGUCGUGAUUCCGAUUGCCCGGAUGGUUCAUUCUGUAUCGACUUGGACAGUGGUACUCGCGAGUGCGUGAAUCCAUGCAGCAAAGUGGUUUGCGGUGCCCAUCAGAAGUGCGAACCGGACAUAAUCCCUGGCCAUGCUACCUGCAAGUGCCAAGAUGGAUACGAGUGGAAUCCGAUAUUGUCCUCCUGCGAGAAACCAUCUGUUCCCGAUUGUAUCUCGGACGACGACUGCCAUUCGACUGAAGCCUGUAGACCUGACGCUUUGGGUGUGCUGAAGUGUAUCUCUGUGUGCCGUAGUUUUACCUGUGCGAUCAACUCUCAGUGCGUGGCCGAACGACAUCACGGUCGCUGCGAGUGUCUACCAGGCUUCAUCGGUAAUCCAAAUGAUCGUCAGGGUUGUCAGACACCUAGAAAGGAUCAAUGUUCAACCGACAGCGAGUGUCCGGAGGAUCAGACUUGCAGAAGCACGGAGGAAGGACUACUGACCUGUCAACCAGUAUGCAACUUUGUUACUUGCGGUCCAAACGCUCUCUGUAUAGUUCACAAUCAUGUCGCCAAUUGCGAAUGUCCACCUGGUCUCUAUGCCGGUGAUCCUAACGACGUGGUUAAAGGAUGUCGCACUGUUCCUUGUGUCUACAACAUCGAUUGUCCACCUACUCAACUGUGCAACAGGCUAACACACACGUGUUACGAUGCUUGCGACGAAAAUGCCUGCGGAGCAAACGCUGUUUGCAUCGCAGACGACCAUAGAGCUAUCUGCCAAUGCCCACCUGGACUUCGACCUAAUCCUGUGCCAGACGUAGAAUGCGUUGCCAUUGAAGCUUGUCACCCGAAUCCCUGUCACGAGACGGCCAUAUGCGUUCCAGGACCUUCCAAUAAUCCUAUCUGUCAGUGUCCAUCCAAUUUCGUCGGUGAUCCCUAUGGCAAUGGCUGUCAACCUGAAGGCUACUGUGCUAGCGUCAAGGACUGCCCUGUUCAUUCUAUCUGCCACAACCAUCGUUGCGUCAAUCCUUGUGAAGAUGCUUGCGGACCGAAUUCCAUAUGUGAGCUCGUCAAUGGACAACCGACCUGUAAAUGCAUUCACAGAUUCGUUCCAUCUUCGAAGGGACCGCAAGAUGGAUGCGUCCGGGCGAAGAACUAUUGUGCCGUCGAUGCUGAUUGCGAUGAAAGCGUAUGUUUGGAUGGACAGUGUAUAGCUGUCUGCAGAGCUACUGAUGACUGUUCUAUCGGUGAAAAGUGUCUGAACAAUAAGUGCAUGGUUCCUUGCGUCACUCAUAAUCAGUGUCAGAAUGAUCAGGCCUGUGUCAAUGGAGUUUGUAUUCUGGGAUGCAGGAGCAAUAAGAACUGCCCCUCAACUGAGUCCUGUAUCAACAACAAGUGUCAAGAUCCAUGCAAAAGGAAAGACGUCUGUGGUCCAAAUGCAAUCUGCAGUUGCACCAAUCAUGCAAUCACCUGCACCUGUCCACUUGGUUUCCACGGAAAUCCCACGCCGCAACAGGGCUGUGUCAGAGUACCAGGCAUCUGCGAUGGUCAUCAAGAUUGCCCCAGUCAGCACGUCUGUGUUUCUGGAUUUUGUCAAUGCCAGUGCAGUGAACAGAACAACUGUGCUGAAGGAGAACGCUGCAAGAACGGUAUCUGCGUUAAGAUAUGCUACAGCGACAGCAAUUGUUUGCCCGGCGAAUUGUGCAUCGACGGAGUGUGCGAAGUGGGCUGCACUUCCGACGUCGGCUGCAAGGACAACGAAGUGUGCAUCAACAACAAAUGCAAAUGCAGUCACGGAUUCGUUGCUGGUCCAGAACGUUGCUUGGACGUGAACGAGUGCGAGGAUCAACCGUGUCACUCGAGCGCGGAGUGCGUCAAUCUUCAAGGAUCCUAUCGCUGCGUCUGUCCAUUAGGCACUGCCGGUGAUCCUGUAGGAUCUGGCUGUGUGAUACCUCAUCAGUGCACCGUCAAUGCUGAUUGCGCGGAUUCACAAGCUUGCAUCCAGCAUAAUUGCACCGAUCCUUGCUCUCUGGUUGAUUGCGGACCUAACACUGUUUGCUCUGUACUGGAUCACACUGCUGCCUGUCAGUGUCAACCUGGUUACAUCGGCGAUUCCUCCGGGUGCUUCAAGGUGGAAUGCCUUUCCAAUAACGAUUGUUCUACAGAUAAAUAUUGCAACCAGGAUACCAACAAAUGCAGCGGUCCUUGUAACCAAGUGGAUUGUGGAUACGGUAAUUGCGUAGCCUACGAUCACUCUAGUAAAUGCAAAUGCUAUCCAGGAUUCGUGCUGGCAGGUGAUAUCUGUGUCGACGUUAACGAGUGUUUGAAGAAUCCUUGCCACCCUUCUGCAGUUUGCCAAAAUUCAGAAGGAUCGUACGAAUGCAUUUGUCCACAUGGUCUGGUGGGAGAUCCCUUUAAGUCUGGUUGCAAGCAACCCGGUGAUUGUUUCACGGAUACCGAUUGUCCGAAUUCUGCAGCUUGCGUUGACAACAGGUGCAAGAAUCCUUGCGAUAUUUCGACUACUUGUGGCAAGAGUGCAGAGUGCUUCGUUCAGGAUCAUGUUCCCCUUUGCAAGUGCCCUGGACAGACCACUGGAAAUCCAGCGGUGGAAUGCGUCCACUUGGAGUGCAACUACCACAGUGACUGUAAUCCUUCAGACGCGUGUUACAAUCACAAGUGCGUCGAUCCUUGUUCUCUAUCGAACGUUUGUGGUCAAGGAGCAGAUUGUUCACCCUUGAAUCACAGUGCUGUCUGUACUUGUCAGCCAGGUGGUACAGGCGAUCCAAACUUAGGUUGUACACCUGUUCAAUACUGUAAGUCGGAUUCUCAGUGUUCAACGGGUUCGGCAUGCAGCGGUGGCAUAUGUACAGCACUCUGUGGUAGCACAAGGGAUUGUAUCGGUGACCAACUUUGCAUCAAUGGUCUCUGUCAACCCACUUGCAAGAGUAAUUCCAGUUGCCCAGAGUAUCAGUACUGUCACAACAACAUCUGUGUACAAGAAUUGCGUUGCACAUCCGACGACGAUUGUUCUUACGACGAAAGGUGCAUCAAAAAUAACAUUGGACAAGCAGAAUGCCAGAAAUCUUGCGACUUGGUCCUUUGUGGACGCAACGCUGAGUGCAGAGCCAAUGAUCACCAGCCGGUGUGCUCUUGCAAAGCUGGUUUCUUCGGAAACGCCAAAGACGACAAAAUCGGCUGUCAACCCAUCGAGUGCGAAAGUAACGAUGAUUGCAGCGGAGAGAAAAUCUGUGAUACUCACAAGUGUAGGAUCGCGUGUUUGGCCCACAAUCCUUGCGGCGUUAAUGCUAUUUGCACUGCAGAGAAACACGUUCAGAUCUGCACGUGUCAACCAGGAUACACAGGGGAACCAACGCAUGGCUGUCAACUGAUCGACUAUUGUUUGAACGAACCAUGUGCUCCCGGAGCUGUGUGUGAAAAUUCCCGAGGAUCCUACAAGUGUCACUGCCAACAAGGUAUGGUUGGCGAUCCGUACAACAGCGGCUGUCAACCACCAGUCGAAUGCCUACACGACGACGACUGUCCAUUAACUGCUAAAUGUAUAAACGUCAACAAUAUACCAAAGUGUUUCGAUGUUUGUUCACGUACACAGUGUGGACCGAACGCAGAUUGCGUUGCCACUAAUCACGCAGCAGCCUGCCAGUGUAGAUCCGACUACGAGGGUGAUCCAAACAAUUUAAGUAUAGGUUGUCGACCAAAACCAGUAACUUGCUCAUCAGCCACAGAUUGCUCGACUAAUACUUACUGUUACGAAGGGAUCUGUCGACCGUUCUGUCAAUCCGACGAGGAAUGCAAUCUAUCGGACGUGUGUCUGAAUGGACAGUGUUUGGAUCCUUGUAACGUAAGAGCUGCAUGCGGAAUAAACGCGGAAUGCAACGUAAGGAGUCACAUCAAGCAAUGCAGUUGUGCUCCGGGAUUCACUGGGAACUCGGAAGUGGAAUGCGUGAGACUGCCGGUGUCCUGCAAAGACAGCAACGAUUGCAACGAGGGCAACACCUGUCGCGACAACGUGUGUCUACCGAUCUGCGAUAGCGACACCGAGUGCGCGUUCAACGAGAAAUGCGUCCGCGGCAACUGUCUGCUGACCUGCAGACUCGACAACGAUUGUUUCCUGGGUCACAUAUGUCUAAACAACAUGUGCACCUUCGGUUGUCGCGCUGACGAGGACUGCAACGCUAACGAGGCCUGCAUUACCAACAAGUGCACCAAUCCCUGUGAGGCAACUCCGUGUGGUCCGAACGCAAAGUGCACUGUCUUCAAUCAACGAGCCACUUGUUCGUGUCCUGCGGGUUUCAUUCCUAAUCCAACUGCGAAAGUGGCUUGCCUGAGAUCACCUGGACCUGCCUGCCAGGCGAGCAGGGACUGUUCAACUGGAACAACUUGUAUCGGAGGUGUCUGCACACCUGUCUGUUCUACGGACUUGAAUUGUCUGAGCAACGAACGCUGCGACCCCUCUGGCAUCUGUAAAUCCUUGUGCAGGAGGGACGAGGAUUGUAGGAGCGGAGAGAUAUGCGAGGGACUCGUCUGUGUGAUUGGAUGUCGAUCGGACGUAGAAUGCCAGGAAAAUUACGCCUGCCUAAAUAAUCAAUGUCAGGAUCCUUGCUUGCUCUCCGAUGCCUGCGGAGUGAACGCUAAGUGCUCGAUCGUGAAUCAUCGGAAGUUAUGCGCUUGUCCUGCACCGUUGGUUGGCGAUCCGCUAAUUGGAUGCAAACAGGCGUUCCUGCCUUGCAACACGGAACUGGAAUGCGCGACCGGCCAAACUUGUUACGGCAGAUCCUGUUACGCCACCUGCAGAAGCGAUGCUAAUUGCUUGAGCGACGAACGAUGCGACGCUGGAAUUUGCAAGACUAUCUGCAACAGCGACGAUCAUUGUGCAGCGAAUCAGAUCUGUCAGAAUAGAUUGUGCGAUAUCGGAUGCCGCAGCGACAAUACUUGCCCCAACGACGAGUCCUGCCUGAACAACAAGUGCAGAAAUCCAUGCGAAGGCGGCAAAGCAUGCGGAGAGUGUGCAGGGUGCCGCGUGGUGAACCAUGUAGCACAAUGCAGCUGUCCAGCUAAUUAUUAUGGAAAUGCAUUAAUCAGCUGUUCCAAGUCUAUGAUUCCUUGCGAUAGCUCUUGCGAAUGCGAUGAAAUUGGAUUCUGCACAAAGAGUUGCUCCAGUCAGGACCAAUGUUCCUGUGGAGAAGUUUGUCAUUCUGGAAAAUGUCGCAUCAAGUGUGAUAUCAAUAAUUACUGUCCAAAGGGUUACGUUUGUGACGGAGGACUGUGUCUCGUCGGUUGUCGAACUCAUUCCGACUGCCCCUCGUCUCUAUCCUGCGUGAGUGGCCAGUGCGAGGAUCCGUGUUCUGCAAACGGAUCUCCUUGUGGCAUCAAUGCACUCUGUCGCGUUUCCAAUCAUCGUGCAGUGUGUCUGUGUCCAGAAGGUUUCCAGGGAGAGCCAAGUGAAGAAUGUUAUCAAUUGGAGUGUCACCGAGACGACGACUGCGAGGCGAACAAACGUUGCAGCGAGGAUGGAGUUUGUACGAAUCCUUGCCUGCAACACGGUGUUUGCGGUUUCAACGCACAAUGUAGAGUGGUGAAUAGGAAGGCUCAGUGUUCCUGCCCACCUGGACACUAUGGAAAUCCAAAGAUCAACUGCAAGAAAGGAGGAGACGAAUGUCUGAGAAGACCUUGCGGCGUGAACGCGAAAUGCAGGGAGACUUUGAACGGAUUCGAGUGUACUUGCGAUCCUGGAUGUCACGGUGAUCCUCAUCAGGCUUGCAUCUGCGACGGAGGAGAACUUUGCAAGGAUGCUCGAUGUGGAGUGAAUGCUGCCUGUCGCAUUUACAACAACCAGCCCCAAUGUUACUGUCCAGCCAACUAUCCAUCUGGCGAUCCGAUGCAUGCUUGUAGCACAGACAAGAGCUUAGGCGAUUGUCGCACGAACGGUUGCGGUAAGGGUGCCGAGUGCAUCCGGGACGGUACAAUAUUUGUAUGCAGAUGUCCACCUGGUACCAGUGGAUCUCCAGACGUUGAGUGCACCACAGAGCGCGAAUGCACCAGUGACCUAGAGUGCCCCAAUGAAAAAGCCUGCAUAAAUCUGCAAUGCGUGGACCCGUGCGGUCUUCGCGGUGCCUGUGGGAUCAACGCUCUGUGUCGUGUGGUUCUGCACAAGCCACGAUGUUCCUGUCCGCAGUGCUAUAUCGGUAUGCCCCACACGGCCUGUCAUCCAGAUCCUAAAUGCGACACGCUCAAUCCCAGACCUACACCGAGUAUCGGUUGCUCGUCCGAUCGCGACUGUCCAGAGAGCCUGUCGUGUCACACGCGAACGGGCGAAUGUCGUGACCCGUGUUUAAGCUCUCGAUACACCUGUGAAGUGAACAAGAGAUGCCAGGUGCGUAACCACAGGCCGAUGUGCGUAUGCAAAUACGGUUUCGUCGUGAACGAGAUCGGUGAACUGACAUGCGCCCCCGACACGUUGACAUGCACCAGGGACUUCGACUGUCCGUCGAACGCCGCGUGCGUGAAUGGAAAAUGCCAGAAUCCGUGUAACGUGAGAAAGAAAAAGCCGUGUCCGGCUGAUAAAACCUGCGAUGUCCUGGACCACCGUCCCGUCUGUAUAUGCACACAAAAUUGCAAUCCCUCCCUCUCCAUUUGCCUGCGAGACAGUGGCUGCUCUCCAGACUUGGCGUGCCGCAACUAUCGCUGUGUGGACCCAUGCAGAAACUCCACCUGUCCGGCUGAUGCCCCCUGUUACGUGGAGGAGCACAAGCCUAUCUGCAAGUUCUGUCCCCCCGGCUUUGUGCCAGAUACUAAAUACGGAUGCAUGAAAGCAGUUCACGACUACACGCCAGACUAUUUCUGCGAGUCCGACGACAACUGCAGCGACACAGAAGCGUGUGUCGAUGGAUCCUGCGUUGAUCCUUGCGUCGACCAUUGUCGAUUGCCAGUUCGAUGUAGGGUUAAAGCACACAGGCCAAUUUGCGGCUGCGAGGAUGACACUUGUACAGACACUACAACGCAAACAUCGUUGUCUACAAUUGAUUACACAACACACGAAACCGAUGAACCAUUUUCGACAGUUACACAACCCAACGUUGAUACUUUACCAUAUACUUUAUCCACCAUUCACGAGGAAACUUCAACAAUUUCGUAUUCGACCGAGGGUACCACAACUCCUGUUGCUGAAGAAACUAGUUCUGUGUCUGUGGAAGGCAACUUGACUUUGACGACAACAGUUGUUACUGAUACUUCAGAAACUUCUACGACACUUUUCCCGGAUGUUGCUAUAACAGUUAAAGAUAUAGAUACAACUUCGUAUGACGAAAUUACAACCUCGAUCUCUUCAGAGGUACCUGGCGUUAAAGACAUUUUAGAUGAAAGCACGGAUGUUGUUCCAACGGUAGGAGAUAUUGAAACAACUGUGCCCUAUGAUGAUGGUACAAACAGUAUUACUACAGAUAGGGUUCAAAUAGUCACUCCAGUUACAUAUGUUCAUUUUACGGAGAAGAUACCAUCAUCUGGAGAUGUUGUUACAGUUACACCGGUAUGCGUAGGAGAAUACACUACGGAAACGACAACAGAUAUUACUGAAUCUAUAGAUAUGUCUAGCAGUACAACUGAGGUUGUUACAUUUGCAGACAGCUCGACUGAAAUGCAUUCGACUACCGAAAGUUCGAAUUUGAUGACAACGGAAGAUGUUACGUUGAUCACUGUAACAGCAGAGUAUCCUUUAGAACAAGAAACAACAUUUGAAAUACCGUCGACGACUGAACAAUAUUUCACUGAAUUAACAACUGAACAACAAUUAACAACGCAUCCUUCUGAUACUGAACAACAUUCUACAGAGCCAUUCUCUAUUGAGCAACAAAAAACAACUGCACAGUAUUUUACAGAACAGCCUUCAACAACCACAUAUUAUUCUACUGAACAAGCUUCAACAACUGAAUCUUAUUCCACAGAACAAUAUUCUACUGAACAACCUUCAACAACCACACAAUUUUUCACAGAACAACCUUCAACAACCACACAAUAUUUCACAGAACAACCUUCAACAAUCACACAGUAUUCUACAGAACAGCCUUCAACAACUGAACAAUAUUCAACAGAACAAAUGCCAACAUCAGAACAAUCUUCUACUCUAGAAACACCUACAAAUGCCACAGAAACAACAGGAUAUACACGUUGCAAUGAAACCAUUGACAGUAAAGACUGCAAUGUCUGUUUUAACCAUACCAAUCCAUGUUUAAACGAAACUAAAUGGAAUGUAACAAAUCAUCGGCCCGUGUGCUUCAACCUAACAGUCAACCAGAGUACAUCUAAUUGUAGCAUACUCCCAGAUACCAAAUGCGCAACGCACGACGACUGUCUCUCCCAAUUGGCCUGUAUUAAUCAACAGUGUUUGAACCCCUGCACUGUUCACAAUCCAUGUGACUUCGUCGAAGUGUGUCAUGUUCAAGAUCACAGACCCGUUUGCGUGAAAGAUAUAACGAACGGAACAGAUUGCCCUUACUGUCCAGCAGGCAUGGAGUGCGACCCAGCGACGUACACUUGCGUGAAAGCGGGUUGCACUAGCCACAAAGAUUGCCCGCUGACAGAGGCGUGCAUUGAGGGCACUUGUCAGGAACCGUGUCUCGUUUGGAACCCGUGUGCCCACAACGCGAUUUGUGUUAACACGAAUCACAAAGCAGACUGCAGUUGCGAGGAUGGUUACCACGGAAAUGGUUUCUCCUACUGUGCACCAGAAGAAGAGGGCAAAAACAUCUGCCAAUACAACGAAGAUUGUCCACCGAGCAAAUACUGCGAUCGUCUGAACAGGAAGUGUAUUGAUCCUUGCUUGGAAACAGACUGCGGUGCUAACGCUAACUGUUAUCCAGAGAAUCAUCAAGCACAAUGCAAAUGUCUGCCGGGAUUCCAAGGGAAUCCACACGUUGGUUGCACUCAAGGAUCUACGGAUCCUUGUGUUCCAAAUCCUUGCGGAUUGGACGCCAUGUGUGAGAAUGACAACGGAAAUCCAAUAUGCUUCUGCCCGAAAGGUUUAACCGGAAAUCCCUUUGAGCAAUGCAUUCCAGAGGGUGAUCAAUGCCAAGGCAAUCCUUGUGGUACCAACUCUGGCUGCCGAGUAGUAUCAGGACAAGUGAGGUGUUUCUGUCUGCCAGGAUACGAGGGAAAUCCUCCUCAAUCUCCUUGCUCGCUACCUACCAACCCUUGCGAGCCAUCGCCAUGCGGACCUAACACUCAAUGCUCGGUUUUGAACAAUGGUCUUUCGAAAUGCACCUGUUUGCCAGGAUAUAUCGAAAGUCCUAACACGAUCAGAGGAUGCGUGCCAAAAUCCGAUCAGUGUGAUCCUAAUCCUUGUGGACCAGGAGCCAAAUGCGAUGCGAACAGGAUACCACCAUGCUAUUGUCCUGGAAACACCAUUGGAAAUCCUUAUCAAAGCUGUGCUGCACCACCAGCCCAUGUGCCUGAUCCUUGUUUGCUGAUGCCCUGCGGAAAGAACGCAAUCUGCAUCGAAGAAGAUGGUGCAGCAAAAUGUAAAUGCGUGCCACCAUUCAUUGGUAAUCCGUAUAUAGACGGCUGUGAGGCAGAGUGCAUCGUGAACCAGGAUUGCGAAAAUCAUUUGGCGUGCUUCAACCAGCACUGCAGAGAUCCUUGUCCAGGUGUCUGUGGUUCAAACGCGAAAUGCGAAGUGGUUGAACACAUUCCAGUCUGUUCUUGCUUGCCUGGCUACACAGGGGAUCCAUUCAGCUCCUGUAAAGUCGAGAAGUCUCCUCUUCCGCCUCAAAACCCUUGUAUGCCAUCACCUUGUGGACCGCACAGUAUCUGUCGUGUGAUGAACGAUCGUGCAGUGUGUUCCUGCAGCCCAGGAUACCAUGGCACGCCGCCAUCCUGUCGUCCAGAAUGUCUAGUUAGCUCGGAAUGUCCUGCACAUCUGGCUUGCAUCGGGCAAAAAUGUGGAGACCCUUGUCCUGGUUUGUGCGGUCAGAACGCGUUGUGUCAGGUCGUCAAUCACAACCCUAUCUGCAGCUGUCCUCCGGAAUACGUUGGUGAUCCUUUCACCCACUGUGUCAAGGAAGAUACGCCACUACCAGGACCAAAGAAUCCUUGUCUGCCUCCACCUUGUGGUCCUAAUGCGGACUGUCGCGUGCAGGAGAACCAUCCUGUCUGUACAUGUAUCAGUGGAAUGUUUGGAGCUCCACCAAAUUGCAGACCAGAGUGUUUGAUCCAUCAGGACUGUCCAAAUUACCUGGCCUGUGUUCAGAAAAAGUGUGUCGAUCCCUGUGCCGGGUCUUGUGGGUUCAACACGAACUGCACUGUACAGAAUCAUCGUCCCAUGUGUCAGUGUUAUCAGGGCUACGAAGGGGAUCCUUUCUCUGGCUGCAGCAAAGUUAUUUUCCCUCUUGAAUUACCCUGUGAUCCAUCACCGUGCGGUGCAAACGCAGUCUGCAAAGAACGAAAUGGAGCUGGUUCGUGCACCUGUUUGCCUGAUUACACGGGAGAUCCUUAUGAGGGAUGCAGACCAGAAUGCGUUCAGAACUCUGAUUGUGUUCACACGAAGGCUUGUAUAAACAACAAGUGCAAGGAUCCGUGCAUUGGAGCUUGUGGUAUAAAUGCUCAGUGCCAAGUGAUUAAUCAUCAGCCUUCGUGCAGUUGCUUGUCCGGUUACACUGGGGAUCCUCUAAAAUCUUGUCAUAUAUCAUCUGUAACACCAUUGCCAGGUGAUCCAUGCCAACCAUCCCCGUGUGGUCCAUACAGUAAUUGUCGCGUGAUUGACAAUCACGCGGUCUGUUCCUGUCAACCAGACUACGUGGGCAGUCCACCGCAAUGUCGCCCAGAAUGCGUGGUCAGCACCGAUUGUACUCAAAACACGGCGUGCAUUGCGCAAACGUGCAGGGAUCCAUGUCCAGGCACUUGUGGCCAAAACGCUGAUUGCCAAGUCAUCAAUCACAAUCCUGUGUGCAGCUGCACGUCAGGAUACACUGGAGAUCCAUUCUUCGGAUGCGUUAAAGAACCGGAAGCAAAACAGCCUGGAACAGAACCAAGCGGCAACCCAUGCAUUCCAUCGCCCUGUGGACCGAACUCUCAGUGUCGAGUGAUAGAUGGAUUCCCCGCAUGUUCUUGUUCACCUAAUUACGUAGGCAGAGCUCCUAAUUGUCGACCUGAAUGUGUAAUCAACGAGGGUUGCCCUGGAAACCUGGCUUGUCAGAAUGAACAAUGCGUGGAUCCAUGUCCAGGUUCCUGUGGUGUGAACACCUACUGCAACGUCGUGAAGCAUAAUCCAGUUUGCAUUUGCAACACUGGAUAUACUGGAGAUCCGUUCACCGAAUGUGUACCAAUACUGGAAGAACCCACCACGACCGAACAACCACGUACACCGUGCAAUCCAUCACCCUGUGGUGCGAAUGCUGUUUGUAACGAACGAAACGGUGUAGGGUCUUGCACGUGUCUGCCAGAAUACAUCGGCGACCCGUACACAGGUUGCAGACCAGAGUGUGUCACAAACACCGAUUGCGAGCGUAACAAGGCUUGCCUCAACAACAAAUGCGUGAAUCCUUGCCCUGAUACCUGCGGUCAAGGAGCCACUUGUCGAGUGAUCAACCACGCUCCGUCCUGCUCCUGUCUGCCUGGAUACACCGGAGAUCCUUUCAACGCGUGCACUGGAAUAGAAGUAACACCAUUGCCGGUUAAUCCUUGCGAGCCUUCGCCGUGCGGACCUAACAGCAACUGCCGUGUACACAACGAACAUGCAGUGUGUCUGUGUCAACCAGGAUUCGUUGGAGUACCACCUACCUGCCGGCCAGAGUGCAUAGUCAGCUCUGAUUGUUCUCAGAACAAAGCAUGCAUCGACAACAAGUGUGCGGAUCCUUGUCCAGGGUCUUGUGGUUUGAACACCAAGUGUCUGACGAUCAAUCACAACCCUAUCUGUACCUGUGCGAACGGUUACACUGGAAAUCCAUUGGUACAAUGCACCAGGUUCAACGUGUCCCAGCCACCGUUCAAAGAUCUAGGAAAUCCUUGCUCUCCGAAUCCUUGCGGUCCGAAUUCACAGUGCAGAGUCAUCGGUUCGCAGCCAGCCUGCUCGUGUCUCUUGAACUUCGUUGGUCGACCUCCAAACUGUAGGCCAGAGUGCACAGAUAAUUCGGACUGCUUCCAUUCGGCUGCUUGUAUAGAUCAAAGAUGCAAGAAUCCUUGUCCUGGUGCCUGUGGAGAGCUGGCUAGGUGCACGGUUCAGAACCAUGUGCCUAUCUGCACGUGUCCUGAAGGGUACGAAGGGGAUGCUAGUGUCCGCUGCGUCCUGGCGCCUCCACCAACUACAGAUAUAAGUGUAUCGAAUCCGUGUUCGCCGAAUCCUUGUGGUCCAAAGGCACAGUGUCGCGAGAGAAAUGGUGCAGGAGCCUGUGCUUGUCCACCAGACUUUAUUGGAGAUCCUUAUGAUAACGAAAGGGGAUGUCACAGAGAAUGCGAAUCGAACAACGACUGUGCUCCACAGUUAGCCUGUGUUGGAUUCAAGUGCUCAGAUCCUUGUCCGAGCACCUGUGGCACACUGUCCAUCUGUAAAGUUCAACAACACGUUCCUGUGUGCACUUGUCCUCCUGGGUACACUGGAGACCCAUACUACGCUUGUGAAAUUAAAGAAAUGACAAGAGUACCUCCGUUGGAUCCAUGUUCACCAUCACCAUGCGGACCCAACAGCAAGUGUCGCGAAGUGAAUGGUCAAGCAGUGUGCACCUGUCUUCCGGAAUACAGAGGAAUUCCGCCAAACUGUAGGCCGGAAUGUGUGGUCAAUGCUGAAUGUCCACCUCACGUAGCCUGUCUAAACAAGAAAUGUGUUGAUCCUUGUCCGAACACUUGUGGAUUGAGAGCACAGUGCACCACGAAGAAUCACAAUCCGAUCUGUACCUGUCCAGUUGGUUUUACAGGAGAUCCUUUCACCCAAUGUUCUCCUUAUCCUAUAGACGUCCCUUCGACCACGGAAAGACCACCAUCUUGCACUCCAUCGCCGUGUGGUCCAAAUUCUUUAUGCCAUAUCAUAUCCGGAAACCCAGCGUGUUCCUGUCUACCAAAUUACAUCGGUGUACCUCCAGAAUGUCGACCAGAGUGCAUAUUGAGUUCCGAAUGCAAGAGUCAUUUCGCUUGUGUCAAUCAGAGGUGUCAGGAUCCUUGUCCAGGAUCGUGUGGUGUCAACGCUCAGUGCCAUGUUCUCAAUCACAUACCCGUCUGCACGUGUAUGGAGGAUUUCACCGGCGAUCCAUUCACGCACUGCACAAUCAUUCCUCCGACUGCCUUACCGCCUGUUAGUGAUCCGUGCAGUCCAUCACCUUGCGGAUCAAACGCAAUAUGCAACAACGGCGAUUGCAAAUGUCUGCCAGAAUACAUCGGCAAUCCAUACGAAUCCUGUCGACCACAGUGUAUCCUUAACUCGGAGUGUCCACGCGACAAUACCUGCCUGAAAAAUAAAUGCAAGGAUCCUUGUCCAGGAACGUGCGGACAGAACGCGGUUUGCGACGUGGUGAAUCAUAUUCCUGUUUGCUCUUGCCUGGCUGGUUACGUAGGAGAUCCGUUUGUUAGCUGUCGAGUUCAACCACAAGUUCCUCAACCAUCGAAAGAUCCAUGCUCGCCCGUUUCACCCUGUGGACCAAACAGCCAGUGUCGCAACAUAGAGGAUCAUGCUGUGUGUUCCUGUCUUCAAGGAUACCUAGGCUCCCCACCGUCUUGUAGACCAGAAUGUGUAGUCAGUUCGGAGUGUCCGCCAACUCGUGCUUGCAUCAACAAAAAGUGUACAGAUCCCUGCUUAGGAUCCUGUGGAUUGAACGCUAGGUGCGAAGUGAUCAACCAUUCGCCAAUUUGCAGUUGUCUUCCUGGUCAGACUGGAGAUCCCUUCAAGAGCUGUUAUGACAUUUCAAUUCCACCAGAUGUCAAAAACACGGGAGAUCCUUGCAAACCUUCACCCUGUGGACCAAACGCUCAGUGCCAGAACGCAAAUGGAUAUCCAUCAUGCUCUUGUCUUCCUUCCUACAUAGGUACACCUCCAUCCUGCCGUCCAGAGUGUCUCAUCAAUCCUGACUGUCCCACCGAUAAGGCGUGUAUUAACUCAAAGUGUACAGAUCCUUGCCUAGGAUCUUGCGCGGAGAACGCUAGGUGUCUGGUUGUGAACCACGCCGUUACGUGUUCGUGCACAUCCGGUUACACGGGAAAUCCGUUCGUCCAAUGCAUCGUGUUGGAAGAGGAAGCGAUUAAUCCAUGCGAACCAUCACCUUGCGGGCCUAAUGCCAUCUGCCAGCAACGCGACAAUGUUGGUGCCUGCAUCUGUAUCGACGACUACCACGGAAAUCCUUACGAAGGAUGUCAGCCAGAAUGCAUACUCAGUUCCGACUGUCCAACCAACAAGGCCUGUGUCCGCAACAAGUGCGAAGAUCCCUGUCCAGGAAUCUGUGGCAUCCAGGCUCAAUGUUCAGUCAUCAACCAUAUUCCAACCUGCACCUGUCAGCCUGGUUACAUAGGAGAUCCUUUCACCAGUUGCACUCUGCCGCUAAAUCCGGAAACGGAACCCACAGUGUUCCUCCCAUGCAACCCAUCUCCGUGUGGACCUAACAGCUUGUGUCGAGCCAAUAAUGAACAAGCCGUGUGUUCUUGUCAGGAAUCUUACGUUGGUUCCCCUCCAAAUUGCAAACCUGAAUGUGUCGUGAACUCCGAGUGCCCUCAAAAUAGAGCCUGUUAUAAGUACAAGUGUACCGAUCCUUGUCCUGGAACCUGCGGAGUGGGAGCCAAUUGCCGGGUGAUCAAUCACAAUCCCUUGUGCAGUUGUCCUCAAGGAAUGACUGGGGAUCCUUUCUCCAGGUGCUACCCUCAUACAGAGACACCAAUGCCACCGGCGGGUGAUCCUUGCACACCAAGUCCUUGCGGUCUGUACGCAGAGUGCAGGGCAAUCGGUAAUCAAGCCGCUUGCUCUUGCUUAAAGAACUACAUCGGACUUCCGCCGAACUGUCGUCCCGAAUGCGUCGUCAACACGGACUGUGCAUCGAAUCAGGCGUGCAUUUCAGAGAAAUGUCGAGAUCCUUGCGUCGGAUCCUGCGGCCAGAACGCGGACUGCAGGGUGCAGAAUCAUAUUCCUGUUUGCUUGUGCCAGACAGAAUACACCGGUGAUCCUUUCACGCUAUGCUCGCAGAUAAUGCAACAACCAAAAAUACCCGAAGAUCGUUGCAACCCAUCACCAUGCGGACCGAACGCAGAAUGCAACGACGGAGUUUGUGCUUGCCUUCCAAAUUACUUUGGCGAUCCUUACUCCUAUUGCCGUCCAGAGUGCACUAUGAAUUCGGAUUGUUCUCGAGUGAAAGCUUGUGUCAAUCAUUACUGCGUCGAUCCAUGCGUUGGCACGUGUGGAACGAGUGCAAGGUGUGAUGUGGUUAAUCACAUUCCUAUGUGCAGUUGUCCCCCAGGAACCACUGGAGAUCCGUUCACUCUUUGUCGACAGCAUCUGCCCGACGAACCAAGAAAACAACCUUGCACCCCGUCUCCCUGUGGAGCGAACAGUGUCUGCAAAGUAGCGAACGAUCAUGCAGUCUGUUCUUGCCAACCAGGAUUCAUUGGCAGUCCUCCUGCCUGCAGACCAGAAUGCGUGGUCAGCGCAGAGUGUCCUUUGACCCAGGCGUGUCUCAACAACAAGUGCCAGGAUCCUUGUCCUGGUACCUGCGGUCAGAACACGAGGUGUCAAGUGGUCAAUCACAAUCCAAUAUGCAGCUGCCACGAUGGACAUACUGGCGAUCCGUUCACCAGAUGUUAUCCGAUGCCCAAGACACCGCCGGUACCAACGAAUCCAUGCCAACCAUCUCCGUGUGGACCAAACGCAGAGUGUCAAGUGAGGGGCGACAGUCCAGCUUGUUCGUGUAUAGAAAAUUAUAUCGGUGUUCCGCCAAAUUGUAGACCGGAGUGUACGAUCAAUCCGGAGUGUCCUCCGCAUUUAGCGUGUAUGCAACAAAAGUGUCGCGAUCCGUGUGCCGGUUUGUGCGGUUUGAACGCGCAGUGUUCGGUAGUGAAUCACCACGCGGUCUGUGCUUGUGUCGAAGGUUACACCGGAAAUCCGUUCAGCGUUUGUGAGCCGUACACCAAGGAUACACCCCCAGACCUUAGGAAACCAUGCGAGCCUUCCCCAUGCGGUACAAAUGCGAUUUGUCGCGAGAACAACGGCGUUGGUUCCUGUUCCUGUUUGCCAGACUACAUAGGUGACCCAUACGAAGGAUGCAGACCCGAAUGUACCCAAAAUUCCGAUUGCGCCAAGACGAUGGCCUGUAUGGGCCUGAAGUGCAGAGACCCUUGCCCAGGAACCUGUGGAUUCCAAGCCCGAUGCGAAACGAUCAAUCACCUUCCAGUCUGUUCUUGCAACCCUGGAUACACUGGCGAUCCCUUUGCAUAUUGUACUCCGCCCCCUGUUUCAGAUUUAAUACCUUCAGAACCAUGUAGUCCCUCCCCCUGUGGACCGAACAGUAAGUGUCGAAACGUGAACGACCAUGCCGUGUGUACCUGCCUGGCGAAUUUCAUUGGAAAUCCACCGAACUGUCGACCCGAAUGCGUGGUGAACAGCGAGUGUCCCUUGGAACUGGCGUGCAUCAAUCAGAAGUGCACGUCACCCUGUACCAACUCGUGUGGUAUCAACACGCAAUGCAAGGUGAUCAACCACAGUCCCAUUUGCAUCUGUAAUCUUGGAUAUACUGGAGACCCGUUUACCAAAUGUUUCCCUGCUCCACAACCGCCUCAGUGCGACUGCUCCCCAGUCCCGAGAGACCCCUGCGUACCAUCGCCUUGCGGUAUGUACGCAGAGUGUAGGAAUAUCGGCGGAAUUCCAUCCUGUUCCUGUUUGCCACGAUACAUCGGAUCCCCGCCCAACUGUCGACCAGAAUGUCGCGUAAACUCCGACUGCCCCAUGAACCUCGCGUGUUCCAGCGAGAAGUGCAGAGAUCCUUGCCAAGGAUCCUGCGGUGUCACCUCCUUGUGCACGGUUUACAACCACGUGCCCAUGUGCACCUGUCCCGAAGGAUACACCGGCGAUCCCUUCAGUAAUUGCUACCCUCUACCCAUCCAGCCAACUAUGCCAGCUGUCAUUGACCCAUGCGCCCUGUCGCCCUGUGGCCCUAAUACACGUUGCGACAAUGGUGUCUGUACCUGUUUGGACGAGUAUCAGGGUAACCCUUACGUAGGCUGUCGACCAGAGUGUGUCCUGAAUACGGAUUGCCCGCAGAAUCGUGCCUGUGUGAGGAACAAGUGCGUUGAUCCUUGUCCAGGCAUCUGUGGCGAAAAUGCACAGUGUCUGGUGCAUAAUCACAUACCCAUGUGCAGUUGUAUUAAGGGAAUGGUUGGAAAUGCUUUCGUUCGAUGUUCUGUCCUUCAAGAUUCAGUAAAGAGGAACCCGUGCUCACCUUCGCCUUGCGGACCAAACAGUGUCUGUAGGGAGAUAAACGAGCAGCCUGUCUGCGCCUGUGUGGCAGGAUUCUUGGGUGUACCGCCUGCCUGCAGGCCAGAAUGUGCCGUCAGCUCCGAUUGUCCCCUGACAGAGGCUUGUAGUAAUCAGAAAUGUAUAAAUCCAUGUCCUGGUUCUUGUGGAUUCAGCGCUCUUUGCAACGUAGUCAAUCACAACCCUGUAUGCAGUUGUCCGCCAGGAUUCCCUGGCAAUCCUUUCGUUGACUGCUCUCUAGGACCUCCGAUACUCUCUUUGCUGGAAAAUGCAUGCGAGCCAAACCCUUGUGGACCUAACUCUCAGUGUCGAGUCGUGAACAACCAAGUUUCCUGUUCCUGUUUGUCGGAAUUUACAGGUUCUCCUCCUAAUUGUAGGCCAGAAUGCAUCAGCAACAACGAGUGUCCUAGCCACUUGGCUUGUGUCAAUCAAAAGUGUAGAGAUCCCUGUCCUGGAUCCUGUGGAGCCAAUGCAGAGUGUCGCGUGGUCAGUCAUACACCCAUGUGUGUCUGUCCUAACGACUACACAGGCGAUCCUUUUACUCAAUGUACUCCCAGACCACCUGUACCCUUUGAUCUAUCUCCUUGUAAACCGUCACCGUGCGGUUUCAACGCGAUAUGCAAGGAACAGAACAGUGUUGGUUCGUGUUCCUGUUUACCCGACUACAUCGGCAACCCUUACGAAGGCUGUCGACCCGAGUGCGUUCUCGACUCGGAUUGUCCGCCUACGUUCAGUUGCAUACGUUCCAAGUGUCAAGACCCUUGUCCAGGCACCUGUGGCACGAACACCGAGUGCAGAGUCAUCAAUCAUCGACCCGCCUGCAUGUGCAUCCCUGGAUAUAGCGGAAAUCCAUUCCAAUACUGUAUUUUGAUACUCGAAAUAGAAGAUAAAACCAAAUACAAGGACCCAUGCCAACCCUCGCCCUGUGGACCAAAUAGUCAGUGUCGAGUAGUAAACGGGCAAGGAGUUUGCUCCUGUCUACCGGAAUACACAGGAUCCCCACCCAUGUGUCGUCCCGAGUGUGUUCUGAAUACAGAUUGUCCUCAGGAUCGCGCGUGUGUUAAUCAAAAAUGCACUAAUCCGUGUCCUGCUUCGUGCGGCACGUUCGCUACCUGCGUAGUCAGGAACCAUAGCCCGAUUUGUGCCUGUAGGGAAUCGUACACUGGUGAUCCAUUCACUAGAUGCUUCCCCAUGCAACAAUCUCUACCUCCCGCAGUAGUCGAACCGUGUUUGCCUUCUCCUUGCGGUCCGAAUUCCGAAUGUCGCGUAGUUAAUGGUGGUCCAUCUUGCCAGUGUUUGCCCACCUACAUGGGAAGUCCUCCCAAUUGUAGACCGGAGUGCAUCAUAAACUCGGAUUGUCCUAGCAAUAGAGCUUGCAUAGGACAGAGGUGUAUGGAUCCUUGCCCAGGAUCCUGUGGAGUGUCAACCCAGUGCAACGUGAUCAAUCACGUGCCUAUUUGCACUUGCCUUCAGGGUUACACCGGAGAUCCCUUCAGCAAUUGUUACCCAACACCACCCCAACUACCAACUCCUGAAUCAGACCCCUGUAAUCCGUCACCUUGCGGACCAAACGCACAGUGCAACGCAGGAGUGUGCAUUUGCUUGCCAGAGUAUCAGGGUGAUCCCUACACCAGUUGUCGACCAGAAUGUGUCCUUAACAAUGACUGUCCUCUGAACAGAGCCUGUGUUCGCAACAAGUGCGUGGAUCCGUGUAUAGGUACCUGUGGCAGGAAUACGCUAUGCAAUGUCCUGAACCAUGUACCCAUGUGCAGUUGCCCACCUGGAAUGGAUGGUAAUGCGUUCAUCUCCUGUGAUCCAAUGGCAGAACCAAUUUUAGUGAACCCCUGUAACCCGUCCCCCUGCGGACCCAACAGUCAAUGUCGAGCAAUAAACGAACAAGCCGUAUGUUCCUGCGUGCCAGGAUAUCUUGGUACUCCACCCUCGUGUAGGCCAGAGUGCGUGGUCAGUUCAGAUUGCCCUAGGAACCAAGCUUGUAACAACCAGAAGUGUAUCGACCCUUGUUUGGGUACUUGUGGGCUGAAAGCACUUUGUCAAGUCGUCAACCAUAAUCCUGUGUGCAGCUGUCCAUCUGGCUUCACAGGCGACCCCUUCGCUAGAUGCGAAUUCAUCACUGUGAGCGCAACACAGGAAGACACGUGUGCCUCUUGUCAAUGCGGUCCCAAUUCCGUGUUCCAAAUGAUCAAUGACAAACCGUCUUGCGCCUGUUUGCCCAACUUUAUCGGUUCCCCGCCAAAUUGUAGACCGGAAUGUGUGAGCAACAGCGAGUGUUCAAGCGAUUUGGCCUGCAUCAAUCGAAAGUGUCAAGAUCCAUGCCCAGGCUCGUGUGGUUCGAACGCGGAGUGUCGGGUGGUCAGUCAUACACCGAUGUGCGCCUGUCUCAGUGGCUACGCAGGCGAUCCGUUCGCCCAAUGCUUCCUGAAACGACCUGAGAUUCAAUCCCCGCCGCAGUCACCCUGCACACCAUCACCCUGUGGUCCUAACGCGAUAUGCAAAGAACUAAACGGAGCAGGAUCCUGUUCUUGUGCCCCGGAUUACAUAGGAAACCCGUACGAAGGAUGUCGACCGGAAUGCACCGUGAAUUCCGAUUGUCCCUCAAACUUGGCCUGCAUAAGAUCCAAGUGCCAGAAUCCUUGUCCUGGCACGUGCGGCCAAAACGCUGAUUGUGUGGUGAUAAAUCACUUACCAAGCUGCACUUGUCUGGCUGGAUUCACGGGUGAUCCUUUCGUGAACUGUUACGUUCAACCGACGACUCCCCCUCUCGAAAGAAACCCGUGUAGCCCGUCGCCAUGCGGGCCCAACAGUCAGUGCCGUGUUACAAAUGGCCAAGCUGUCUGUUCUUGCCUCCCUGAAUACGUUGGCAGCCCUCCAGGAUGUCGACCGGAAUGUGUAGUCAGUUCAGAAUGUCCUUUGGACAAAGCUUGCGUUAAUCAGAAGUGUACCGAGCCCUGUCCCGGUCACUGUGGUACCAACACCGACUGCAGAGUCAUGAACCACAGUCCUAUCUGUGCUUGCAAGCUGGACUUCACUGGCGACCCAUUCACCAGAUGUUUCCCAACACCAAAACCAUUGCCAAGCCCCGUUGAAAACCCUUGUGUACCAUCACCCUGUGGACCGUAUUCAGAAUGCCGCGAUAUCGGAGGUUCUCCAUCUUGUACCUGUUUACCAAAUUACAUGGGCAGCCCACCGAAUUGUAGACCAGAAUGUACGAUAAAUCCUGACUGCCCCAGCAAUCGUGCUUGCAUAAGCGAGAAGUGCAGAGAUCCGUGUCCUGGUUCGUGCGGUUUUGGCGCAAUUUGUAACGUGGUUCAUCAUACACCAGCGUGUUCUUGUCCCGAGAGUUUUACAGGAGAUCCUUUCACUAAUUGCCAGCCACUGCCGCCUCAACCGUUAAACGUUCCAUCAGACCUUUGCAACCCCUCACCUUGUGGCCCGAACGCAGAAUGCAAUAAUGGUGUCUGUACUUGCCUACCCGAGUACCAAGGAAACCCAUACGAACUUUGUCGACCCGAAUGCGUUCUGAACAGCGAUUGUCCCACGAACAGAGCUUGCAUUCGUAACAAAUGCGCAGAUCCUUGCAUCGACACUUGCGGUCAAAAUGCAGUGUGCAACGUAUACAAUCAUAUCCCCAUGUGCAGCUGUCCACCUGGGAUGUUCGGAAAUGCAUUCGUAAUCUGUUCCGUCUUCCAAGGUGCAUAUCACCUAAUCAGUUCCUGUUUCAUAUAUUUCUUUAAUAUAGCACGCCCAGGACCGUCGGACCCUUGUAGACCUUCUCCUUGUGGCCCGAACAGCCAGUGUCGUGUGGUGAACGACCAAGCAGUGUGUUCGUGUGUCCAGGGAUACCUAGGCACUCCACCAUCUUGUAGACCCGAGUGCGUCGUCAGUUCCGACUGUCCGCGUAAUCUAGCAUGCAGCAAUCAGAAAUGCAUAGAUCCUUGCCUAGGUACCUGUGGUCUAAGGACACAGUGCCAAGUUGCCAAUCAUAAUCCCAUUUGUAGCUGCCUUCCAAGGCAUUCCGGGGAUCCUUUCACCAGAUGCGACCCAAUAAUUGAAACAUCACUCGAGCUAGUGAACCCUUGUCAGCCGUCUCCCUGUGGGCCAAACUCCCAGUGCCGUGUGGUGAACGACUCACCCUCUUGCAGUUGUCUGUCCGAAUUUACUGGAACCCCGCCAAAUUGCAGACCAGAGUGCAUCAGCAACAGCGAAUGCCCUGCCCAUCUAGCUUGCAUGAAUCAAAAGUGCAGAGAUCCAUGUCCCGGUGCCUGUGGAUCGAAUACGGAAUGUCGUGUGGUCAGUCACACGCCCAUGUGCGUGUGCCUCAGUGGAUACACUGGAGACCCUUUCACGCAAUGCCUUAUGCAACAACCAACGAUUGUCGAGAACGUGUCACCCUGUACACCAUCACCAUGCGGAGCAAAUGCUUUGUGCAAAGAGCAAAACGGAGCAGGUUCCUGCACCUGUUUGCAAGAUUAUAUUGGAAACCCUUAUGAAGGUUGUCGCCCAGAGUGUACCGUGAAUUCUGACUGUGUGUCCAAUAUGGCUUGCGUUCGUUCCAAGUGUCAGAAUCCUUGUCCAGGAACUUGUGGUCAAAAUGCAGUCUGUCAAGUGAUCAACCAUUCGCCAGCUUGCACCUGCAUGUCUGGUUACACAGGCGAUCCAUUUAGAUAUUGUAAUCUUAUCGUACAAUCCGAACCAGUUACAAGAGAACCAUGCAAUCCAUCUCCCUGCGGGCCAAAUAGUCAAUGUAGAGUGGUUAACAAUCAACCGGUUUGCACCUGUCUACCAGAAUACAUUGGAAGUCCUCCCGGAUGUCGACCAGAAUGUGUAGUGAGCUCAGAGUGCCCCACUAAUAGGGCUUGUGUUAACAACAAGUGCGUGAACCCUUGCCCUGAACCGUGUGGAUCAAACACCAACUGCAUGGUCUUGAACCACAGCCCAAUGUGCAGUUGCAAACAGGGCUACACUGGAGAUCCUUUCAGUAGAUGUUUCCCUGUACCAAGACCUGCACCUGGCCCAAUCUCACAGAACCCUUGUGUGCCUUCACCCUGUGGACCUUACGCAGAAUGUCGCGACAUUGGGAGUACACCAUCCUGCUCUUGUCUGUCAUCUUAUAUUGGCAGCCCACCUAACUGUAGACCUGAAUGUACUAUCAAUUCCGAUUGCCCAAGUAGUCAGGCAUGCAUAAACGAGAGAUGCAGGGAUCCUUGUCCAGGAUCUUGUGGAUUAUCAGCUACCUGUAACAUCAUCAAUCAUACACCGUCUUGCACUUGCCCAGACGGUUUCACGGGAGAUCCAUUCACAAAUUGUUAUCCCAAACCAAUAGAAGAACCAGUGAUACCUGCUGAUCCCUGUAAUCCCUCCCCUUGUGGACCGAACACUGUGUGCACAGACGGUACUUGUUCGUGUCUGCCAGAAUAUCAAGGAGACCCUUACGCUGGUUGUCGACCAGAGUGUGUUCUCAACAAUGACUGUCCUUUACCUCAAGCCUGCAUUCGCAAUAAAUGCGUGGACCCGUGUCCUGGAACUUGUGGUCAGAAUGCACAGUGCAAUGUCUACAAUCAUAUUCCCAUGUGUAGCUGUCUGCCUGGAACGACAGGGAACGCUUUCGUUUCUUGUCGUCCAAGCAGAGGACCCGAAGACCCAUGCAAUCCAUCUCCCUGCGGACCAAACAGUGUCUGUCGCGUAGUUAACGAGCAAGCAGUUUGCUCUUGCGUGGCUAAUUUCAUUGGAACACCUCCUUCGUGCAGACCAGAAUGUACUGUCAGUUCUGAUUGUCCAAAGAAUCAGGCUUGCAGCAAUCAGAGGUGUAUGAAUCCUUGCGCUGGAUCCUGCGGCGUUAGGGCUCAGUGUCAAGUGAUAAAUCAUAAUCCUGUGUGCAGUUGUCCAGGAGGCUUCACCGGUGAUCCUUUCGUUAGAUGCGAACUAAAACCGGAAGAACCGCCAAUUCCUAUCAAUCCUUGCCAGCCUUCGCCCUGCGGACCCAACACGAUGUGCCAAGUGGUGAACGAUUCACCUUCGUGUUCUUGUUUGCCUGAAUUCACGGGGAAACCUCCAAACUGUAGACCAGAAUGCAUCAGCAAUAGCGAAUGCCCUAAUCAUUUGGCAUGCAUGAACAACAAAUGCAGAGAUCCAUGUCCUGGCUCUUGUAGGGCUAAUUCCGACUGUCGCGUAGUGAGUCACACAGCGAUGUGUAUGUGUCUUGUUGGUUACGAGGGAGAUCCCUUCACACAGUGUGUUCAGAAACAAAACGAUGUACAGCCAAUUAUUUCAACUCCAUGCACUCCAACCCCAUGUGGUUCGAAUGCUAUUUGUAAAGAGCAAGGUGAAGUGGGUUCUUGCACCUGUUUACCCGACUAUAUUGGCAACCCUUACGAAGGCUGUCGUCCAGAGUGCGUCAUGAACUCUGAUUGCAUGUCGACACGCGCUUGCAUUCGUUCUAAGUGCCAGGAUCCAUGUCCUGGAGCUUGUGGUACGAACGCCGAGUGUCAAGUUGUCAAUCACUUACCAACUUGUACCUGUUUCCCUGGCUACACUGGACAACCUUACCAAUUUUGUCAAUCAAUUACACAGCUUGUUGAACAUAGGAAAGAUCCAUGUUCCCCAUCACCCUGCGGACCAAAUAGUCAGUGUCAAGUUGUUAACGAUCAAGCAGUUUGUUCCUGUUUACCGCAAUAUAUUGGUACUCCACCUGGAUGUCGACCAGAAUGCGUGGUUAGCUCGGAAUGUCCAUCGAAUCUCGCGUGUAUUAAUCAGAAAUGCAAAAAUCCUUGUCCUGGACCUUGUGGUGUCAACGCAGAAUGUAACGUCAUCCAUCACAGUCCCAUAUGUGCCUGUAGACAAAGGUACACCGGUGAUCCGUUUACACGUUGCUUCCCAAUGCCAGAAAUUCCACCAACAAUGGUACCGUUUAAUCCUUGCGUGCCUUCACCCUGCGGUUCGAAUGCAGAGUGUCGCGAUAUCAACGGUCUAUCUUCUUGUUCCUGUUUGCAAAAUUACAUAGGCAGUCCACCAAAUUGUCGUCCAGAAUGUACAGUGAACUCUGACUGCUCACUUAAUCAAGCUUGCAUGAGAGAAAAGUGUAGGGACCCGUGUCCUGGCUCUUGUGGCAUCUUUGCUCAGUGCAGCGUGUUUAAUCACCUGCCAAUUUGUAGCUGCAUAGAAGGUUAUACCGGAGAUCCUUUCACCAAUUGCUAUCCAAAACCGCCAGCACAACCAACAGUUCCUGAUGAUCCUUGCAAUCCAUCACCUUGUGGAUCGAACACAGAAUGCACCAAUGGUAUCUGUUCUUGUCUGGCUGAGUACAAAGGUGAUCCUUACGUAGGCUGCCGACCAGAAUGUGUCCUCAACACUGAUUGUCCCACAAAUCAGGCAUGUGUCCGCAACAAGUGUACCGAUCCUUGUAUCAACACUUGUGGACAGAAUGCUAUUUGCAAUGUUUUCAAUCACAUACCAAUGUGCAGUUGCGCACCUGGUACCAGUGGCAACGCUUUCGUGAUUUGUUCCCCGAUGCAAGAAGUAAGCCCGGAAACACCAUGCAAUCCUUCUCCAUGCGGUCCAAACAGUCAGUGUCGUAAUGUCAAUGGACAGGCAGUCUGUUCUUGCGUACCUGGUUACGUUGGAAGCCCUCCAUCUUGUAGGCCAGAGUGCACAGUGAGCUCAGAUUGUCCCAGGAACGAAGCUUGUAGUAACUUGAAGUGCGUGAAUCCUUGUAUAGGAAGCUGUGGCAUUCGUGCACAGUGCCAGGUCAUCAAUCACAAUCCCAUAUGCAGUUGUCCUGCAGGAUUGUCCGGGGAUCCUUUCUUCAGAUGCGACCCCAUCAUGGAAACGAAACCAGAAAUUAUAAACGUAUGCAAGCCAUCACCGUGCGGUCCUAACGCCUUGUGUCAGGUGGUGAAUGAUUCACCAUCGUGCACCUGCAUGGCUGGAUUUAUCAAUUCUCCACCUAACUGUCGUCCUGAAUGUGUCAGCAAUAGCGAAUGUUUAGCCCAUCACGCUUGCAUAAACCAAAAAUGCAGAGAUCCAUGUCCUGGCUCGUGUGGAGCGAACGCCGAUUGUCGUGUGGUCAGCCAUACGCCCAUGUGUGCUUGCUCCAAUGGGUACACGGGUGAUCCGUUCACGCAAUGCGUUCAAUUUGAAGAAUCGAUUCCAACAUCUCCUUGCACACCGUCACCCUGCGGUUCAAACGCUGUUUGCAAAGAGCAAAACGGAGCUGGAUCUUGUAGUUGUCUACCGGAAUACAUUGGCAAUCCUUACGAAGGAUGUCGACCAGAGUGUACAGUUAGCUCAGACUGUCCAUCGAACCUCGCCUGUAUAAGAAAUAAAUGUCAGAACCCUUGUCCAGGAACCUGCGGACAGGAUGCUGUCUGCCAGGUCAUUAAUCAUUCACCUAUGUGCACUUGCCUUCCUGGUUUCACAGGAGAUCCAUUCAGAUACUGUCAAUUUUCGAGAGAACCUGUCAUAGGAGAUGAAAUAGACCCGUGCAUUCCAUCGCCCUGCGGACCAAACAGUCAAUGCCGCGUGGUCUCUGGAAACCCCGUAUGCUCUUGCCUCCCCGAAUACACCGGAAGUCCUCCCUCGUGUCGUCCCGAAUGCGUCGUGAGCUCAGACUGUCCCUCGAAUCGUGCCUGUGUGAAUCAGAAGUGUGUGAACCCAUGUCCGCGACCCUGUGGACAGAACACUAAUUGUCUAGUCGUCAAUCACAGUCCUAUUUGUACCUGCAAAGACGGAAAUACUGGUAACCCUUUCACCAGAUGUUUCCCUCUUCCACCUCAAUCAACGUUACCUAAUCUACCUCAAAACCCCUGCGUACCAUCCCCUUGCGGUCCGUAUUCGGAAUGUCGGGAUAUCGGUGGUGCACCAUCUUGUUCCUGUUUAGCUAAUUACUUUGGUAGCCCACCGAACUGUAGACCAGAGUGUACGGUGAAUUCAGACUGCCCCAGUGACCGAUCGUGCAUCAGACAAACAUGUACCGAUCCCUGUCCAGGGUCGUGCGGUGUGUCAGCUAGGUGCACAGUUUUCAAUCAUCUACCAAUUUGUACUUGUCUUGAGGGAUUCACUGGUGAUCCUUUCAGCAGUUGUUCUCCUGCCCCACCAGCAGAAAUAGUACCCGAAGACCCGUGUAACCCAUCGCCUUGUGGUCCAAAUGCACAGUGCAGCAAUGGUGUAUGCACGUGUUUAGCGGAGUAUCGAGGCGAUCCUUAUGUGGGUUGUCGACCAGAAUGUGUUUUGAACACUGAUUGUUCCUUGAAUCAAGCUUGCCUACGCAACAAGUGCAUUGAUCCUUGCGUUGGCACCUGUGGACAAGGUGCAACUUGCAAUGUUUACAAUCACGUGCCUAUGUGCAGUUGUCCGAUUGGAAUGACAGGCAAUGCAUUCGUAUCUUGCACUCCAUUUAGAGACCCUAUCGUGACAAAUCCCUGCAAUCCAACACCCUGCGGACCAAACAGUCAGUGCAGAGAAGCGAACGGGCAAGCCGUAUGCACUUGUAUCCAAGGCUUUGUCGGUAUUCCACCAACUUGCAGGCCGGAAUGUGUAGUAAGCACAGAUUGCGGACCAACUGAAGCUUGUAUUAAUCAGAAAUGUAGCAAUCCAUGCGUUGGAUCUUGUGGAAUCAGAGCAACCUGUCAAGUGGUUAAUCACAAUCCAAUUUGUAAUUGUCCACCUAGUAUGACCGGUGAUCCAUUCGUGAGAUGUAUCGAAAAACCAUUGGAAAUACCACCACGGCAAAACCCAUGCGAACCAUCGCCAUGUGGUCCGAACGCUCAAUGUCAAGUGAUCAAUGAUUCCCCAUCGUGUUCCUGUCUACCAGAAUUCACUGGUUCACCUCCUAAUUGUAGACCAGAAUGUAUAAGCAACAGUGAAUGCCCGAGUAAUUUAGCGUGCAUCAAUCAGAGGUGCAGAGAUCCUUGUCCUGGAUCAUGUGGCACGAAUGCAAUUUGCAACACGGUGUCCCAUACACCCAUGUGCACUUGCUCUCCUGGAUACACUGGUGAUCCAUUUACCCAGUGUGUCGUGCAACAACUUAUACCAAUGUACGUACCAAGACCCUGUGUUCCAUCUCCUUGCGGAGCAAACGCUAUCUGCAGUGAUCGAAACGGUGUAGGAGCAUGCUCCUGUUUGCCAGGAUAUCUGGGUAAUCCAUACGAGGGUUGUCGACCAGAAUGCGUUCUAAAUUCAGACUGCGUCCCCAGUAAAAGUUGUGUUCAAUCGAAAUGCGCGGAUCCUUGUCCUGGUACCUGUGGCCAGAAUGCAGUCUGCCAGGUGAUCAAUCACGUGGCAACUUGCAACUGUUUGCCCAGGUUCACUGGUGAUCCCUUCAGAUUCUGUAGAGAAGAAGACAUAGUCACUUUACCGAACGUGAAAAAUCCUUGCCAACCAUCACCCUGUGGACCCAACAGUGUCUGUCGAGAAAACAAUGGACAAGCAGUUUGCUCCUGUUUGCCAAACUACCUUGGCUCUCCACCUGGAUGCAGACCAGAGUGCGUGACGAGCGCAGAGUGUCCUUCGAAUCGCGUAUGCGUUAACCAGAAGUGCACUGAUCCUUGUCCUGAUCCUUGUGGAAGAAAUACAAUUUGCAAUGUCAUCAAUCACAGUCCAAUCUGUUCUUGUCAGCAAGGUUUCACAGGAGACGCGUUCACGAUCUGCUUCCCUAUUCCACGUCCUCCACCAGAGGCAGUAAGACCAGCUGAACAAGAUCCUUGCCUACCAUCACCCUGUGGACCAUACUCUCAAUGCAGAAACAUUGCUGGCAAUCCUUCUUGCUCUUGUUCAACCCCGUACAUUGGCGCUCCACCUAAUUGCAGACCAGAAUGCACGAUAAAUGCUGAAUGUGCUAGUGCACUCGCUUGUGUCAGAGAAAAGUGCUCGGAUCCUUGUCCAGGAUCUUGUGGUUUCGGAGCCAGAUGUACUGUUCUCAAUCACGUACCAAUUUGUUCUUGUCCUGAAGGAUACACUGGAGAUCCUUUCAGCAGUUGUGUGCCGAAACCAAUUAUUCCCAUAGAACCAUUGACAGACCCUUGCAACCCUUCACCAUGUGGGGCAAAUGCCCUUUGUCGCGAUGGUGUUUGCACGUGUCUUCCAGAAUUUCAAGGAGAUCCCUACAGUGGUUGUCGUCCUGAGUGUAUCAUGAACAACGAUUGUCUUCGUGACAGAGCGUGCAUAAGAAACAAAUGCGUUGAUCCGUGCAUAGGAACAUGCGGACAAAACGCACAGUGUCAAACAAUCAAUCACGUUCCCAUGUGCAGCUGCCCAGCUGGAAUGUCAGGAAACGCUUUCGUUUCUUGUUCUCCAGUACAGGAAGACGUAGUUACAAAUCCAUGCUCCCCAUCACCGUGUGGACCGAACAGUCAUUGUCAAGAAGUGAACGGAAUCCCAGUUUGCAAGUGUAUAGAAGGUUUCACAGGGAAUCCACCUAUGUGUCGACCAGAAUGUGUCGUUAGUUCUGAUUGCGAAUUAUCGAAAGCUUGCAUCAACCAGAAAUGUAGAGAUCCUUGUCCAGGAACCUGUGGUUUGAGAGCAGAGUGCUCUGUGGUGAAUCACAACCCUAUUUGCAGGUGUCCCCAAGGUUUAACUGGCGAUCCUUUCGCUGCUUGCACAAAUAUAGUUGAAAUGUCUCCAGAACCGAUCAAUCCGUGUUACCCAUCACCAUGCGGUCCAAACGCUCAGUGUCAAGUGGUGAAUCAAGCACCUUCGUGCUCUUGUUUGCCAGAAUUCACAGGAUCGCCACCGAAUUGUAGACCCGAAUGUGUUAGUAACAGUGAGUGCCCUAUUCGCGAGGCUUGUAUCAAUCAGAAGUGCAGGAAUCCUUGUCCCGGUUUGUGUGGAGCUAAUGCUGAAUGUAGCAUGUUCAGUCAUACUCCAAUGUGUUCUUGUCGUUCGGGCUUUACGGGAGAUCCUUUUGCUCAAUGUACUCCUCUUCAAAUUGCCGAUGAAAGACCCACACCUUGCACGCCAACACCUUGUGGCGCUAACGCGGUUUGCAGAGUGUCAGGAAAUGCAGGCGCGUGUUCUUGUUUACCCGAUUAUAUCGGAAACCCUUACGAGGGUUGUAGACCAGAAUGCGUGGUGAAUUCCGACUGCUCGGCGAAUUUAGCGUGCGUGAGAUCGAAAUGUCAAGAUCCUUGUCCUGGUGCUUGUGGACAGAAUGCUAUGUGCAAUGCUGUAAAUCAUUUACCAGUAUGCACUUGUAUUCAAGGAUACACGGGCGAUCCGUUUAAAUAUUGCAGUCUAAGUCCAAUGAACCCGGAUGUGAUAGUAAAUCUAUGCAACCCUUCACCCUGCGGACCAAACAGCGAAUGUCGCGUGAACAACAACCAAGCAGUCUGCUCUUGUCUCUCCUCUUACAUCGGCAGUCCACCAAAUUGUAGACCCGAGUGCGUGGCCAGCACCGAGUGUCCUUUGACUCGAGCUUGCGUGAAUCAAAAGUGCGUCGACCCAUGUCCCAACUCGUGCGGAGUAAACGCCAACUGCAGGAUUAUUAAUCACAGUCCCAUUUGUUUCUGCAACAAUGGAUUCACUGGUGAUCCAUUCACCGCCUGUUUCCCUGCUCCUGCUCCUGUGGAAACUGCGCCAGCAGUGCCAAGAGACCCGUGUUCACCAUCGCCCUGUGGUCCCAACGCUAUUUGCCAGAACGUAGGCCAGACUCCAGCAUGCACUUGCUUACCAAAUUAUCGCGGCAGUCCACCAAAUUGCCGACCAGAAUGUACCAUCAAUUCAGAAUGUCCCAGUAAUCAGGCUUGCAUUCAGGAAAGGUGUAGAGAUCCUUGUCCAGGAUCAUGCGGUUUUAAUGCUCAAUGCACGGUGUUCAAUCAUGUACCCAUGUGUUCCUGUAUCGAAGGAUACACUGGAGAUCCUUUCAGUAAUUGCAAUCAACAGAUUAGACCUCCCGAAGCUGAGGUACAUUUAUGCAAUCCAUCUCCUUGUGGUCCGAAUGCUCAAUGUGACAAUGGAAUUUGUUCGUGCUUACCCGAAUACUAUGGAGACUCUACUCUUGGUUGUCGACCAGAGUGUGUGCUGAACAAUGAUUGUCCUCGUGAUAAAGCCUGUGUCAGGAACAAGUGCGAAGAUCCUUGUAUCGGUACUUGUGCCAGCAAUGCGAUAUGCAACGUGAUCAAUCAUGUACCCAUGUGCAGCUGUCCAGUUGGUUUCGAAGGGAAUGCAUUCGCAUACUGUCAUCCCCAUGCAGUCAAUCUUCUAUUUACUCCGUGCAACCCAUCACCUUGCGGACCUAACAGCCAGUGUCGACAAAACAAUGACCAAGCGAUCUGUAGCUGUGUACCAGGUUACUUAGGAAAUCCGCCAAAUUGUCGUCCAGAGUGUAUAGUUAGUUCUGAGUGUCCUCUCAACCAGAUUUGUAGUAAUCAAAAGUGUAGAGACCCUUGUAUCGGCUCGUGUGGCGUAAGUGCCCGUUGCACAGUAGCAAAUCGCAAUCCUAUAUGCCAUUGCCCUGAAGGAUUCACAGGAGAUCCGUUUGUUAGAUGCAUUCCACUUCCACCAGUACCACCAGAACCCAUAAACGUUUGCCAGCCAUCACCUUGCGGACCCAAUGCUCAGUGUCAAAUCUCAGGAAACUCACCCUCUUGCACCUGUUUACCCGAUUUCAUUGGAACCCCGCCGAAUUGUAGACCUGAGUGUAUCAGCAACAGUGAAUGUCCUAGCCAUCAAGCGUGUAUAAAUCAGAAAUGCAAAGAUCCUUGCAUUGGAUCCUGUGGGACAAACGCUCAGUGUCGAACAGUCAGCCACACUCCAAUGUGCUACUGUGAUAUAGGAUACACUGGUGAUCCGUUCACCCAAUGCUUCAUCAGGCCCAUCGAAGACACCACGAUGAAAGUGAAUCCAUGCUUACCUUCUCCUUGCGGUCCUAAUGCACAAUGUACCGAAAGAAACGACGCAGGCUCCUGCACUUGUCUUCCGAGUUACCUAGGAAAUCCUUACGAAGGAUGCAGACCAGAAUGUGUCCUAGACUCUGAUUGUUCGCCCAUUCGAGCUUGCAUCGGUUCGAAAUGCGUCGAUCCUUGUCCAGGAACUUGUGGAACCAAUGCUGAAUGUCGCGUAAUCAACCACCGAGCGUCUUGUUCGUGUUAUCCUAGUUACACCGGUGAUCCUUAUCGAUAUUGUUCCAUUCAACCAGUUGAUUCUGAUAUCAGUGUCACUGAUCCAUGUGGCAAUGCUCAAUGUGGACCGAAUAGUCAAUGCAGGGUAGUAAAUCAAGUGGCAGUUUGCUCUUGCCUACCAAAUUACAUGGGUACACCUCCAUCUUGCAGACCAGAAUGUGUUACAAGCUCGGAAUGUCCCUCUGAUAGAGCAUGUAAGAGACAGAAAUGCGAAAACCCCUGUCCAUCUUCUUGUGGACAAAAUACAGAGUGCAGGGUGAUCAAUCAUACACCCCUCUGUAGUUGUUCGAGAGGAUACACUGGUGAUCCUUUCACCGUCUGCUUCCCCAUUCCGUUAACACCGCCUGGUCAAAGCGACGUCAUUUCAAAAGACCCAUGCAUUCCAUCUCCAUGCGGUGCUUAUUCAGAAUGUCGGGACAUUGGUGGAGUACCAUCUUGUUCCUGUUUACCCCCGUACACCGGAAGUCCGCCAAAUUGUCGUCCUGAAUGUACCAUUAACUCAGACUGCCCACCCAAUCAAGCUUGUAUGCAACAAAGAUGCAGAGACCCUUGUCCUGGUUCGUGUGCAUUUCAAGCUCAGUGCAGUGUUAUCAAUCAUGUACCAACUUGUACUUGUCCUCCUGGUUACACCGGAGAUCCUUUCACCAACUGCUUCAUAGAACCACUUCGUCCAGUCGAAAUUGAUCCAUGUGCAUCUUCGCCUUGUGGAUCGAACGCUCGUUGCGACAAUGGCGUCUGCAGCUGUUUGCCAGAGUUCUUUGGUGACCCAUUUUCUGGCUGUAGACCAGAGUGUGUCCUAAGCAACGAAUGUCCAACCACGCGAGCUUGCGUUCGAAACAAGUGCGUUGAUCCUUGCACCAGUGUUUGCGGACUGGAUGCUUUGUGCAACGUGUUCAACCACGUGCCCAUGUGCAGUUGUCCUUCGGGAAUGGCAGGAAACGCUUUCGUGCUAUGUUCUCCCGUCCAAGUAACAACGGUUAGUGACCCUUGCAAUCCAUCGCCAUGUGGACCCAAUAGCCAAUGUAGACAAAACAACAUGCAAGCUCUAUGCUCCUGCAUAAGCGGAUACAUUGGUGCACCACCUACUUGCAGACCUGAGUGUGUAGUUAGUUCAGACUGUCCACUAAACGAAGCGUGUACCAACCAAAAAUGUCAAAACCCCUGUUUCGGAAGCUGUGGUGUUAACACAGCGUGUAAUGUCGUUAACCACAAUCCUGUAUGCACCUGUCAAGAAAGAAUGACCGGUGACCCAUUCGUCAGGUGUUAUCCAAUGCCUGAGAGACCACAACCACCAAUCGAUCCAUGUCAACCAUCCCCCUGUGGUCCUAACGCACAGUGCCAGGUGGUCAACGAUCAACCAUCCUGUUCGUGUCUUCAAGAAUUCAUAGGAUCACCACCAAACUGUCGUCCCGAAUGCGUCAGCAACAGCGAGUGCCCUAAUCAACAAGCGUGCAUCAAUCAGAAAUGUCGAGAUCCUUGUGUAAAUUCCUGCGGUCUGAACGCGGUUUGUAACGUUGUUAGCCACACACCAAUGUGUGCUUGCACGAAUGGUUACACAGGUGAUCCGUUUACACAGUGUGUACCACAGCAAUUCGACUUUCAAGUCAGUAGACCGGAUCCCUGCACCCCAUCGCCGUGCGGUGCAAAUGCGAUAUGUCGGGUGCAACAAAAUUCAGCUUCCUGUUCUUGUCAGAACGACUACAUCGGUAACCCUUACGAAGGGUGCAGACCUGAGUGCACCCUCAGUUCUGACUGUCCAUCCACUCAAGCUUGCAUCAGGUCCAAGUGUAGAGACCCAUGUCCUGGAACUUGUGGUCAGAAUGCUCAGUGUUAUGCGAUCAAUCAUGCAGCUACCUGCAGUUGCUUUGAACGAUACACUGGCGAUCCUUUCGUCUACUGCAACCCUAUGCGAGAACCACUGCCUGAACCUAACGUUGUCAAUCCUUGCGAACCAUCACCCUGUGGACCCUACAGUCAAUGUAGACAGACAAACGGUCAAGCUACGUGUUCCUGUAUGCCAAAUUAUAUUGGAACACCCCCUAAUUGCAGACCAGAAUGCAGUGUUAACUCUGACUGUCCACUGACCCUUGCAUGUAGGAAUAAUAAGUGCGUUGAUCCUUGUCCCAACUCUUGUGGUCAACAGAGUACCUGUAGAGUCGUGAACCACAGUCCAGUUUGCAGUUGCAAGCCAGGGUUCACUGGCGACCCAUUCACCUACUGUUUCUACAGUCCACCCACUGCUGUUGUCGAAACACCGGUUGAUCCCUGUAUUAACUCACCUUGCGGACCAAAUUCUCAAUGUCGCGCCAUCAAUGGUUCUCCCUCGUGUUCCUGUUUGGUGAACUACGUUGGUGUUCCACCAAAUUGCCGUCCAGAAUGUGUUACCAACACCGAUUGUCCCAGAAAUCAGGCCUGCAUACGUGAGAAGUGUCAGGAUCCCUGUCCAGGAUCCUGUGGUUUGAACAGUGUCUGUAUUGUUCAUAAUCACGUUCCAAUUUGCACCUGUCUGGAGGGAUAUACAGGAGAUCCUUUUAAUAUUUGUCAGCUCAAACCAAUGCCUGUCGAAGAACCUGUGACAGACCCAUGCAGUAGUUCUCCAUGUGGACCAAACGCUCGAUGCAACAAUGGCAUUUGCACUUGUUUACCCGAAUAUUUUGGAGAUCCAUACGUUGGUUGUCGCCCUGAAUGUGUGCUCAGUACAGACUGCUCUAGCGAAAAAGCUUGCAUCAGGAACAAGUGCGUUAACCCUUGCCCAGGAGCUUGUGCACAAAAUGCUGUGUGCAAUGUCAUCAAUCACACGCCUAUGUGCAGUUGUCCUCCACAAACUAGUGGAAACGCCUUAGUUCUAUGUUCGCCUAUACGAGUGCCCACAACGACUAGACCAUGCAAUCCAUCCCCCUGUGGUCAAAACAGCAUAUGUAGAGAGGUGAACGACCAAGCCGUGUGUACAUGUGUCCCAGAUUACCUUGGAACACCACCUCUAUGCAGACCAGAAUGUACAAUUAGUUCCGAUUGUCCUAAGAGUCAAGCUUGCGUAAACCAGAAGUGCAGAGAUCCGUGUCCAGGAACGUGCGGUGUUCAGGCAACAUGCCUGGUGGUGAACCACAACCCCGUGUGUUCUUGCCCAGAGCGUUACACAGGGGAUCCCUUCGUCAGAUGUGAAAUGAUCAAAGAAGUAAUAGUGCCCACGAACCCUUGCAAACCGUCACCCUGCGGCCCGUACUCUCAAUGCCAAGUGGUAAAUAACAUCCCGUCCUGUACCUGUCUGCCCGAAUACGAAGGAAACCCGCCCAACUGCAGACCCGAGUGCAUCUCAAGCUCCGAGUGCCCCAGCCACCAAACGUGCGUUCGACAAAAGUGCAUGGACCCUUGCCCAGGUCUCUGUGGCGAAAGUGCAGAGUGUUACGUGACUUACCACAUAGCCAAUUGUGUCUGUCCGACCGGUUUCACGGGCGACCCAUACACGCGUUGCUCAGUAAUAAUUCGUGACCCGGAACCCUCACCCUGCGCCGAAGGUGUUUGUGGCACAAACGCAUUGUGCAGAGAACGAGACGGUGUCGGGAUAUGUUAUUGCCCCCCUGAAUACAUUGGCAACCCUUACGUAGGAUGUAGACCCGAGUGCGUCAUUAACCCUGAUUGCCCGUCCAGCAAAAUGUGUGUCAGAAACAAAUGCCAAGACCCAUGUCCUGGAACCUGCGGUCAGAAUGCCGAGUGCGCAGUCGUUAACCACCAACCCCUCUGCAACUGUAGACCCGGUUUUACUGGGGACCCAUUUGUCAUAUGUACCAUGGAUAUAAUAGUCCCGAAAGAGAACGUCUGUAGCCCGUCACCCUGUGGACCCAACAGCCAGUGCAAAGAGGUAUCUGGUCAGGCUGUAUGCUCCUGCCUGCCCACCUACGUUGGCACUCCACCUGCUUGUAGACCCGAGUGCGUAGCUAGCUCCGAGUGUCCCACCCAACUUGCCUGCCAGGAUUACAAAUGCGUGAACCCGUGCCCGAGCCCCUGUGGUUUGAACACCAAAUGCAUUGUGAUUAAUCACAGUCCUAUCUGUAGUUGUAUGCCAGGAUAUAGUGGAGAUCCCUUCACCACUUGUACACCAAUUCCACCUGCUAUGGUCCCUGGACCAGUGGAGAAAGACCCGUGUGUACCAUCACCUUGUGGUAAUUUCGCGCAGUGCAGGAAUGUCCGUGGUUCGGCUGCUUGUAGUUGCUUAGGAGGCUACAUUGGUCAACCACCCAACUGCAGACCCGAGUGCACGAUUAAUUCUGAAUGUCAGAGUGACAUGGCCUGUAUAAAUAUGAGAUGCAGGGACCCUUGUCCUGGUUCCUGUGGCUCCGGUGCCGUUUGCGCUGUCGUUAACCAUAUUCCCGUGUGUAACUGUCCCGAAGGUUUCACCGGGAAUCCAUUUACUCUGUGUCAAUUACUUCUAGCUAUACCCGCUCCAGCACCAGUAGAAGACGAAUGUACCCCAUCACCCUGCGGUCCCAAUGCAGAAUGCUCGAAUGGCGUUUGCAUCUGCCUGGCAGAAUUCCAAGGGAACCCGUAUCUAGGAUGUCGACCCGAGUGUGUCCUAAACUCAGACUGCUCUCGUGACCGAGCCUGUUUGCGUAACAAGUGUAUGGACCCCUGUCCAGGAACUUGUGGUAUCAGUGCCAUUUGUACAGUUAUCAAUCACGUCCCAAUGUGCAGCUGUCCUGGGAACAUGACCGGCAACGCGUUUAGUCAGUGCACCCCUCUGCAAGAUAUGACACCCGUCAAUCCGUGUAGCCCAACACCCUGCGGACCUAACAGCGAAUGUCGCGUUGUGAAUGGUCAGGCAGUUUGCUCGUGCAUCAGAGGAUUCCUAGGAAGCCCACCCACGUGUAGAUCCGAGUGCAUAGUGAGCACAGAUUGUCCGCAAAACGAGGCCUGUAGUAACCAAAGGUGUAUCGAUCCCUGUCCAGGAACUUGCGGAAUUGGAGCCCAGUGCCACGUUGUCAAUCACAAUCCCAUAUGCAGUUGCCCAUUGCGAUACACCGGGGACCCAUUUGUCCAAUGCAUGCCCUUCCUGGAAGAACCAGUAGUAGACCCUUGCCAGCCAUCACCUUGCGGUCCGAAUUCCCAGUGUCAGGUCAUCAACAAUUCACCCUCGUGCUCGUGCAUGCCAGAAUUCACUGGCAGCCCACCAAAUUGUAGGCCCGAGUGUGUCAGCAACAGCGAAUGUCCUAGCCAGUUAGCAUGUAUCAAUCAGAAGUGUAAGGACCCUUGCAUAGGAUCCUGUGGAGCUAGUGCCAAUUGUCACGUUGUCAGUCACACCCCAAUGUGCACCUGUUUGAGUGGUUACACUGGUGAUCCGUUCACUCAGUGUGUCUUCAAAGAACCUACAAAUAUACCUACACCUGUCGAUCCCUGCAAUCCAUCUCCUUGCGGUUCUAAUGCCAUUUGCAAAGAACUGAAUGGCGCAGGCUCGUGCACCUGUCUUUCAAAUUACAUCGGUAACCCCUACGAAGGAUGCCGACCAGAGUGCCUCCUGAACACCGACUGUCCUUCGAAUCAGGCUUGUAUGAACAACAGAUGCAGGAAUCCCUGCCCUGGAACUUGCGGUCGCAACGCUGAAUGUCACGUUAUCAAUCACUUGCCGGUAUGCGAGUGUUAUCCUAGGCAUACAGGCAAUGCUUUUGUCCUCUGUUUACCUAUUCAGCCAGAAAUCGAGCAAUCAAUCAGCCGUCCUUGCAAUCCAUCUCCCUGCGGACCUAACAGUCAGUGCAGAGCAAUCAAUGGACAAUCAGUUUGUUCCUGUCUACCCGAAUUCAUAGGCAGCCCACCAGCUUGCAGACCCGAAUGUACAGUAAGCGCCGAGUGCGCUUUCAAUCUUGCUUGUAUCAACCAAAAGUGUAGCGACCCUUGUCCUGGAUCGUGUGGUUCCCACACCAGGUGUGAAACGAUUAAUCAUAGAGCAAUAUGCUCCUGUCAGCCAGGAUUCACUGGUGAUCCAUUAGUUUCCUGUUUCGAUAUACCAAUGGACAAACCUGUACCUGUACCAUCGUACCCAUGCGCGUCCUCGCCAUGUGGACCCUACUCAGAAUGUCGCAACAUAAAUGGACAGGCCUCGUGUGCCUGUUUAGCAGAUUACAUGGGUACCCCACCAAAUUGUAGACCAGAGUGCAUAAGAAAUUCAGAGUGCCCUAGCAAUCAGGCUUGUAUUCAGAAGAAGUGUCGUUAUCCUUGUGAAGGAGUCUGCGGUGUAGGUGCUCAGUGUUCAGUAAUCAAUCACACUCCAAUCUGUACAUGUCCUGAAGGAUUCUCUGGCGAUCCUUUCGUUAGAUGUUCAUUUGCUCCAGUACAAGAAGAGAGACCAGUGGAUUCGUGUGCCAAUUGCGGAGCUAAUACCCAGUGCCUCAAUGGAAUUUGCACUUGUUUAUCGGAAUACCAGGGAGACCCGUACUUAGGCUGUCGUCCAGAAUGUGUUCUGAACACAGACUGUUCCAGAGACAGAGCCUGCAUUAUGAAUAAAUGUAACGACCCUUGCGAUGGAACUUGUGGCCAGAAUGCUGUGUGUUCUGUCGUUAAUCAUAUUCCAGUUUGCACUUGCCCUCCAGGAACAUCCGGAAAUGCAUUUGUAGUUUGCUCUCCUCUUCAAGUAUUAACACCUAAAGACCCGUGCAACCCCUCGCCUUGCGGACCUAACAGUCAGUGCAGAAAGAUAAACGAUCAAGCUGUUUGCUCUUGUAUUCCUGGUUACCUAGACACACCACCGAAUUGUAGACCCGAGUGUAUUCUCAGUUCAGAUUGUCCAUCAAACAUGGCCUGCAACAACCAGAAAUGCAUAGAUCCUUGCCCAGGUACUUGUGGAAUCAGAGCCGACUGCGUGGUCGUGAACCACAAUCCUAUCUGCAGUUGCUCUCCCGAUCUGACAGGCGAUCCCUUCUCGAUGUGCAUUAGAAGACCGGAAGAACCACAAGUUCUGAACCCAUGUGUCCCAUCACCGUGCGGUCCAAACAGUAGAUGCCAAGUCGUAAACAAUUCACCAUCUUGCUCGUGUUUGCCCGAAUUCCUCGGAUCUCCUCCAAAUUGUAAACCCGAGUGCAUCAGUAACAGCGAAUGCUCUACGCAUUUGGCAUGUAUCAAUCGGAAGUGUCGUGACCCUUGCCCAGGUUCCUGUGGUGCAAACGCCGAGUGCCGAGUGAUUAGUCACACACCGAUGUGUGUCUGCUCCUACGGUUUCGUUGGUGAUCCGUUUAUACAAUGCGUUUCAAGACCAGCUAUGGAAGGCACUCAAGAGAAACCUACUCCGUGUGUACCAACACCCUGCGGGUCGAACGCGAUGUGUAACGAACUGAAUGGCGCUGCAUCCUGUAAAUGUCUUCCCGAUUAUAUCGGCAAUCCCUACGAAGGCUGCCGACCAGAGUGCAUCAUCAAUUCUGAUUGCACAGCCGAUCAGGCUUGCGUUAACUCCAAGUGUCAGAAUCCUUGUCCAGGAUUCUGUGGCUACAACGCUGUCUGUCAGGUUGUCAAUCACGCUCCACUCUGCACUUGUCAAUUCAGUUACACCGGUGACCCGUUCGUUCAGUGUAAUGUCGUCCAAGAAGCACCGAAACCAGCUGAUCCUUGCAGUCCAUCGCCCUGCGGUCUGAACAGUCAAUGUCGCGUAUCGAAUGGACAGGCUAUUUGUUCAUGUUUGCCCACGUUCGUCGGUACGCCACCAUUCUGUAGACCAGAGUGUACAGUUAGCUCGGACUGUGCUACAAAUCGCGCUUGCAAGAAUCGUAAAUGCGUCGACCCUUGUCCCGGAAUUUGCGGUAUCAAUGCGAGAUGCGAGGCGAUCAAUCAUAGUCCGAUUUGCAGCUGCAACGUAGGUCAUACCGGUGAUCCGUUUGUGAGAUGCUUUAAACUUCAACCGAUGACUGAAAGUGUAAACCCAUGCGUCCCAUCACCAUGCGGUCCCUUCUCUGUGUGUCGUGUGCUUGGUAACGCGGAAUUGCCAAGCUGCACGUGCAUGGACAAUUACAUAGGAACUCCACCGAACUGUCGACCAGAAUGUACCAUCGAUUCCGAGUGCACCAGCAACAGAGCUUGCCUGAGGCAAAAGUGUACGGAUCCCUGUCCAGGUUCCUGUGGCACUGGAGCUCAGUGUUUGGUGGUGAACCACAUGGCUGUAUGUACAUGUCCAAAAGGAUACACUGGCGAUCCGUUUGUCAGUUGUUUCUUAGAAUCACCUCCAUCACCACCAGUUCCUCAAGACGCCUGUAACCCCUCGCCAUGCGGAUCGAACGCACUGUGUCGCAAUGGGGUGUGCUCUUGUUUGCCUGAAUAUCACGGUGACCCGUAUUACGGAUGUCGUCCGGAAUGCGUCCAAAAUCCAGACUGCCCACUAGACAAAGCUUGCAAUCGCAACAAGUGUUUCGACCCUUGCGUUGGCGCUUGCGGUCAAAGCGCCGAAUGCGUGGUAAUCAAUCAUACCCCCAUGUGUAACUGUCCGGAUGGCAUGUCAGGAAAUGCGUUCACCGCGUGUUAUCCAGCCAAAGACCCAGUGGUAGUAGAACCUUGCAACCCGUCACCUUGCGGUCCCAACAGUAGAUGCCAGGACAUCGGUGGACAGGCAGUUUGUUCGUGUGCCCCUGGUUACAUUGGAAACCCUCCCGCCUGCCGUCCAGAGUGUCUCGUUAACAGUGAUUGCGCGUUAAACGAGGCCUGUGUGAAUCUAAAGUGUACGGACCCAUGUCCUGGAUCUUGCGGAGUAUCGGCCCGUUGUCAAGUGGUGAAUCACAACCCAAUUUGCAGUUGUCCUCCUGUAUUCACUGGUGAUCCGUUCGUGCGAUGCUUCCCCAGACCGGAGGAACCCGUUCAACCAACAAAUCCAUGUCAGCCAUCCCCGUGUGGACCGAACGCAGACUGUCGAGUGAAUAAUAACUCUCCAUCCUGUUCUUGCAAGGCAGAGUUCGUUGGAACACCACCAAAUUGUAGACCCGAAUGUAUCAGUAAUAGCGAAUGCAGUGGCCAAUUGGCGUGCAUUAAUCGCAAGUGCCGAGAUCCUUGUCCAGGUUCCUGUGGCGCUAACGCAGAGUGCUAUGUUGUAAACCAUAUUCCAUCUUGUACUUGUAUGAGGGACUUUACAGGAGAUCCAUUUGUUCAGUGCACAGCUAAGCAACCGGAGCCAAUGAUUCCAGCACGACCUUGUCAACCAUCCCCCUGCGGAGCUAACGCCAUUUGUCGAGAACAAAAUGGCCUUAGCUCUUGCACCUGCUUGCCCGAGUACGUCGGCAAUCCUUACGAAGGAUGCCGACCAGAAUGUACGAUUUCUUCGGAUUGUCCUUCGCAGUUAGCAUGUAUAAGAUCCAAGUGCCAGAAUCCUUGCCCCGGUUCUUGCGGUGCCAACACCAACUGUCAGGUCGUUAAUCAUCUACCUGUAUGCACUUGCAUUCCGCAAUACACCGGUGAUCCGUACGUCAAUUGCAUGUACAAGAUACCAACACUCGAAGAAGAAGAACGCGACGUGUGUAACCCAUCGCCAUGCGGUCCCAACAGCCAAUGCCAGAACGUCAAUGGCCAAGCUGUAUGCUCUUGCAUGCCUCAGUACAUAGGCACUCCACCUAAUUGCAGACCAGAAUGCGUAGUGAACUCAGAAUGCAAUUCCAAUCUCGCGUGCAUAAAUCAAAAGUGCAAAGAUCCCUGUCCUGGCACCUGCGGCCGUAACGCCCAAUGCAAAGUUGUCCACCACAGUCCAAUUUGUAGCUGUGGUAGUGGCCUAACAGGAGAUCCAUUCGUUUACUGUUUCCCGACACCAAUACCUAAACCAGAUGACCGGUACCCGAAAGACCCAUGCGUUCCAUCCCCAUGCGGUCCAAAUGCAAUGUGCAAGGCUGUUGGAGACACGCCAGUAUGCACUUGCAUGAAUAACUACAUCGGAGUACCCCCCAAUUGUCGACCAGAAUGUUCUAUCAAUUCGGACUGCACAGCGAACAGAGCUUGCAUUCGAGAAAAGUGCAGAGAUCCUUGCCCAGGCUCCUGUGGCGUUGCUGCUUAUUGCACAGUUAUGAAUCACACACCAGCUUGCACUUGUCCUGAAGGAUACACCGGUGAUCCUUUCACCAGCUGUACCCCGGUACCUCCACCUAUAACCGAAGCCCCGUCAGACCCGUGCAACCCAUCGCCAUGCGGACCAAACGCCCAGUGCGACAACGGUGUUUGCACUUGUGUACCCGGUUAUUUAGGUGAUCCUUACGCCAUUUGCCGUCCCGAAUGUGUUAUCAAUACAGACUGUUCCCGAAACGAGGCCUGUAUACUUCACAAAUGUAGAAACCCGUGUAUAGGCACGUGUGGAUUGAACGCUGAGUGCAACGUAAUCAACCAUCUGCCUAUGUGCAGUUGUCCAAGAAACACGACAGGCAAUGCGUUCUUAUCCUGUAACCCUGUACAAGAAAUCAGUACCAUUGACCCGUGCAAUCCAUCACCCUGCGGUCCAAACAGUCAUUGUCGUGUCUCCAGCGGCCAAGCUGUUUGCUCUUGCAUUAACGGAUUCAAGGGAACUCCACCUUCCUGUAGGUCAGAAUGCGUCGUCAGCACUGAUUGUCCACGAGACAGAGCUUGCAGUAACCAAAAGUGUAUCGAUCCCUGUCUUGGUGCUUGCGGAUUAUCAACACAGUGUUCCGUGAUUAAUCACAACCCUGUGUGCAGCUGUUUCGAACAGUACACGGGCGAUCCAUUUGUCCAAUGUGUCCCAUACACAAAAGAGCCAGGUGUUAUUGUGAAUCCUUGUCAACCAUCACCGUGCGGUCCAAACGCCGUGUGUCAGGUGAACAAUAAUGCUCCCUCUUGUUCUUGCCUCCCUGAAUUCAUAGGAAAUCCACCAAACUGUAAACCCGAAUGCAUAAGCAACACCGAGUGUCUAGCACAAGAGGCUUGCAUCAAUCAAAAGUGUAGAGACCCUUGCCCUGGCUCCUGUGGAAGUAACACCGAAUGUAGAACCAUUAGUCACACUCCCAUGUGUACUUGUGCCACUGGUUUCACCGGGAAUCCAUUCGUACAGUGCAUUCCUCAACCAAUUGAAGACAUUCCACAGAAAGUAAAUCCAUGCCAGCCAUCUCCCUGCGCGGCUAACGCUGUCUGUCGCGAAUCUUAUGGUUCAGCUAUUUGUACUUGUCUGCCCGAUUUCUAUGGAAAUCCAUACGAAAACUGUAGACCCGAAUGUCUCAUCAAUUCAGACUGUCCAUUUAACCGAGCAUGCAUAAGAAACAAGUGUCAAGACCCUUGUCCAGGAACGUGUGGAUUCAACGCUGUAUGUCAGGUCGUUAAUCACAUCCCAGCAUGCAGCUGUCAAUUAGGAUACACCGGAGAUCCCUUCAGAUACUGUAAUCUGUUUGAACAGCCUUUCGAACCAAAUCCUACCAACCCAUGUGACCCAUCACCCUGCGGCCCCAACAGCCAAUGUCGCAACGUCAAUGGUCAGGCUAGCUGUUCUUGCUUGUCUACGUUCAGAGGCACUCCUCCAAGGUGCAGACCAGAGUGUGUAGUUAGCACCGAAUGUGCUAGCAACAUGGCUUGCGUGAAUCAAAAAUGCGUUGAUCCCUGUCCUGGUGUCUGUGGAAUAAGCGCUAGAUGCGAGACCUUCCAUCAUAGUCCCAUUUGUAGCUGUAAUCCUGGUCAGACAGGAGAUCCAUUCGUUAAAUGCUUCGAUGUCACCACCAUGGUUCCGUUGGUUCCUGCGAAUCCCUGCGUACCAUCACCCUGUGGACCAUUUUCACAAUGCCAAGACAUAGGAGGUAUCUCCUCCUGUUCUUGUCUACCGAAUUACGUCGGUUCGGCUCCGAACUGUCGCCCAGAGUGUUCCAUUAACUCAGACUGUACCAGCGAUAAGGCAUGCAUUCGAGAAAAGUGCAGAGACCCGUGUCCAGGAUCUUGUGGAACUAAUGCGUUCUGUAACGUUAUCAGUCACACACCGAUUUGCACUUGUCCCAGAGAUUACACGGGAGAUCCUUUCACCAGUUGUCGUCCAAUGCCCACACCUAUCCUUCCAGUACCAUCAGACCCAUGCAACCCUUCACCCUGUGGACCAAACGCAUUAUGUCAGAACGGAAUCUGUAGCUGUAUAAACGAAUAUCAUGGCGAUCCUUAUCAAGGAUGUCGACCAGAGUGUGUACAAAAUUCUGACUGUACUUAUGACAGAGCUUGCUCCAACAACAAAUGCGUGAACCCUUGCACCGGAAUCUGUGGUCAGAACGCCGAAUGCAUGGUUGUGAAUCACAUCCCCACUUGCAGUUGCGUGGAAAAUCACGAAGGAGAUCCAUUUACCCUCUGUAAACCGAUCCGAAAACGUGUGAAACCUUGCGAACCCUCACCCUGCGGACCGAACAGCAUUUGCCGCGAAUUUGGUGAGCAAGCUUCCUGUUCCUGCCUCCCUGGAUACUUUGGAACUCCACCCAGCUGCAGACCCGAGUGCCUCGUGAACUCUGACUGCGAACAGAGCAGGGCCUGUGUGAACGAGAAAUGCCAGAAUCCUUGCGAAAACGCUUGUGGUCAGGGUGCAUUGUGUACCGUACGAAACCACAACCCCAUUUGCAGCUGUCCUUCUCAGUAUUCAGGUGACCCAUUCAUCAGCUGCUUCCCCAUGAAAACGCAGGACCAGGAACCCAGCCAGGACCCAUGCAAACCCUCAUCGUGUGGACCAAACUCCCAAUGCACAGUGUCGCCAGACAAUAAAGCUUCCUGUUCCUGUUUGCCCGAGUUCGUAGGCUCUCCUCCCACCUGUAGACCCGAAUGUCUCGUGAACAGCGAGUGCCCUGGCAAUCAGGCCUGCGUUAGGCAGAGAUGUACCGAUCCCUGUACAGGACUGUGCGGCACUAAUGCUCUCUGUCAAGUUACCCUGCAUUACAUCCGUUGCGUGUGUCCCGAGGGAUACACAGGAGACCCGUUCACAGUUUGUUCCGUGACCAACAUCACACCUGCACCACCAACGCCAUCGAGACCUUGUAGUCCUUCACCUUGCGGCAUCAACGCUUACUGUAGGGAAAGGUACAAUACAGCAUACUGCGAGUGUCUGCCUGAUUACAGAGGAAAUCCGUACGAAGGUUGUCAACCGGAAUGUCUGGUCAAUACCGACUGUCAAAAAUCACAAGCUUGUAUCAGGACCAAGUGCCAGGAUCCUUGUCCUGGCACGUGUGGCGUUGGAGCGAUCUGUACUGUAUCCAAUCACAUCCCUAUCUGUUCUUGUCCUGCUCCUACCAUCGGAGAUGCGUUCACUCUUUGUCAAGCACUGCCUGAAGUUCCAAAGGAAAGAGAUCCUUGUUCACCGUCACCGUGUGGUCCAAAUACCAUCUGCGAGAAGAUCGGCAACAAUGCAGCGUGCAAGUGUCUGCCUGGCUUACAAGGAAUCCCAUCGAGCAUCACUGGUUGUCACCCAGAAUGCGUGAUCAGUUCAGACUGUUCAGGAGACAAGGCUUGCAUCAACAACAAAUGCAUCAACCCCUGCACCCAGAACGUCUGUGGAAUCAGGGCAAACUGCAAGGCGAUCAAUCACAGUCCACUUUGUAGCUGUCCAUCUCCCUUAAUUGGCAAUCCAUUCGAAGAAUGCUACACGAAAAUUGAAACUGACCCCUGCAAUCCAUCACCGUGCACUUACAACGGUGAAUGCAAAGUUAAGAACGGCGUUGCAAUAUGCAUUUAUCCAGAAUGUGUCAUCAAUUCUGAUUGUCCACGAGACAAGGCCUGUUUCGCCCAGAAAUGCAGGGAUCCUUGCAUCGGUGCCUGUGGAAUCAACUCGCUUUGUCAGACUGUCAAUCACAAGCCAGUUUGCUCGUGUCCAUCUGGUUUUACUGGCAACGCUAGGAUCCAGUGCACCAUCCCAACAGUUGAAGAACCGACCCCGGAAUGUACCCAAAAUUCUGAAUGUCCAAACGAUAAGACCUGUUACAAUCAGAAAUGCGUCGAUCCUUGCACCCUUGAUUCCUGUGGCUAUAACAGUCGGUGCCACGUGCAACUGCACCGGGCUGUAUGCGUCUGCAACGAAGGUUUCACUGGCAAUCCUCAACAGUACUGUCGCGAGCUUGGAUGUCGCGGUGAUAGCGAUUGUCCAUUGACCCAAUCCUGCAUCAACAACGAAUGCCUGGAUGCAUGCUCAGUGACACAGUGUGGUAUCAAUGCACUUUGUUCGUCCGACGGAUAUCAUAGACCACGAUGCUAUUGUCCUGAAGGAUACCUGGGUAACCCGUAUCAGAGCUGCGAGAGACCAGAGUGCACCAACGACAAUGAUUGUCCUUCUUCAUUAGCGUGUCGCGACUUGAAAUGCGUGAAUCCUUGCGACUGUCCACUUUCAGCUCAGUGUUCUGUGAUUAACCAUCGUCCUACGUGUCGGUGCCCACCAGGUUACACUGGUGAUCCAUACAAGUCUUGUCUAAUGGAACCGAUAGAACCACAACCUCAGUGUCAGGUGGACGGGGACUGCCCCAGUAAAUUGGGUUGUUUCAAUGGAAUCUGUAAAGACCCUUGCAUGGAAACGAAACCUUGUAUUGCUGGUGCAAAAUGUUCUGUAGUGGACACUUUGCCUAUGAGAACUAUGGUCUGUGAAUGUUUACCGAAUUUCGCUGGCGAUGCAACAGUGGCUUGCAUUCCAGUGGAUAAACAAAUCGAAGCAAUCUGCAAAGCUGACUCUGAGUGCACUUCGAAUUUGGCGUGCUUGAACGAGCGGUGCAUCAACCCGUGCAUCAUCAGUCCAUGUGCAUCGAACGCGGACUGUUCUGUUGACAAUCAUUACCGUCAGUGUCAUUGCUCUCGAGGAACGGCCGGCGAUCCAUUCGUAAAUUGUUACAGAGACACUGAUUCGUUCCCAGAGUGCAUAAGGAAUACCGAUUGUGCACCCAACGAGGCCUGCAUAAACGAACUAUGUCAAAAUCCGUGUGCCAGUACUCAGUGUGGAUUGAACGCAGAAUGUAUCACUGUCAAUCAUCAUCCAACUUGUCACUGUCAACAGAACUUUGCUGGUGAUCCUCAAAUGCAAUGUUUCAGACCCGAGUGCAAGUCAGACAGCGAUUGUCCUUACGACAAGACCUGUCAGAACAACAACUGUGUCACUCCAUGCUUGGUCGGAGACAUUGCAUGUGGUCGCGGUGCAGAGUGCAUUGCAAUUUCGCACAGAGCACAAUGCGUUUGCCCUAAAGGCACCCAGGGUGACCCUCGAAUCGCAUGCAUUUCCGCGGUUUGCCAUUACAACGAAGACUGUGCUGAUCACGAAGCCUGCGACAGACUGAACAGAGUUUGUCGACCUGUUUGCGAAGAUGACACUUGCGCCGAAACCGCCCAGUGCAUCGCUAGAGACCAUCAACCGAGAUGCAGUUGCCCUGUAGGAACUGUUGGAAAUCCUUACGUCGAAUGCACUGGUGUGGCCAUCGAAGUGGAGUGCAGAGAGGAUAGCGUAUGUCCACCGUCUUUGGCAUGCAUCAAUACAAAAUGUCAAGAUCCUUGUCUGUCCUCGAACAUGUGCACUGGUGAGCAAGAAUGCAAGGUAUUGAACACGGUACCACUUCGAACAAUGAUUUGCAGCUGUCCACCGAAUACCAUAACUGACAUCAAUGGACUGUGCAAGAAAAUUGUGCUAGAAGAUGUCAAGUGUCAUCAAGAUCAGGAUUGCAAUGAUUCGGAUAAAUGUAUCGAUGGAACUUGCAUUGAGGCUUGUCUUACCACCCAGUGUGGUUUUAAUGCACAAUGCAAAUCUACGUCCCACACAGGGAUCUGUCAAUGCUCGCCUGAUUUCACCGGCAAUGCUUACAUCGAGUGCAUCAGACUUCCUAUAGUGCCACUACCACCAGUUCGUCCAGAAUGUUACGUUAACAGCGAGUGUCCAAAUUACAAACAAUGCAUCAACGCUCUUUGCGUGAAUCCAUGCGUUCUCGAAGACACCUGCGGCAGAAAUGCCUUGUGUUACGUGGAUAAUCAUAAUCCAGUCUGCAGAUGUCCUGCUAACUAUGUUGGUGAUGCGAGAAUCAAUUGUGUACCACCGGAAAUUGUGGCCGAGUGCACUUCGAAUAGCGAAUGCGCGGGCAAUGCUGCAUGUGUCAAUAACUUGUGCAUCAACCCGUGCAAUUGCGGUCCAAACGCAAAAUGCAACGUCGUCGAUCACUAUCCAUCCUGCUCCUGUCCACCUGGAUAUUCUGGAAAUCCUCAAUUGGGUUGUUUCAAACUGGAUUGCGAGUCGGACAGCGAAUGCAACAACGCAGCCACCUGUUACAACGGCCAAUGCGUGAAUCCUUGUAUUUUGGAGAACAAAUGUGCAAUCAAUGCAGAAUGUUACGGUCAAAAGCAUCGCGCCGUUUGUCGCUGCGGUGCAGGCUACAUCGGCAAUCCGGAAGUGCAUUGCGAGAGGGUCGAGUGCAGCGCUGAUUACGACUGUCCUCGAAAUCUCGCCUGCAGCAGCGGACGCUGCAUAAAUCCGUGCAUCGAAGAUUCACCGUGUGCUCAGAAUGCUGUCUGCUACGUUCAAGAUCACCUGGCUACUUGUCGCUGUCCCGAGAACAUCCCUGCUGGAAAUCCCUAUUCCUACUGCGAGCAUCGUCCAACGACACCACUUGACGAGCCAGAAUGCAGAAUCGACAUCGAGUGCGCCGACAAACUGGUGUGCAUCAAGAACAAAUGCAUCGAUCCAUGCCCGGUUAUUAAACCAUGUCUGGAGAACGCACGAUGCAAUGUUCUUGAUACGCUUCCAGUGAGGACCAUGACCUGCACUUGUCCAGAAGGCUGGACCACUGACAUCGAUGGUGUUUGCAGACCAAUUCAAAUAGCAGUCAUCGGUAGCUGUACAACGAACGACGAGUGUAGCGACAAAGAGGCCUGCAUCAACAGACAAUGCAGAAACCCAUGCAACUGCGGUACCAACGCUGCCUGCUAUGUCAAAAACCACAAACCGAUCUGUUCUUGCGAGGAAGGCUACCAAGGCAACCCAGACAUCGCCUGCUACUCCGUAGAGUGCAGACGAGACAGCGAAUGCGCUUUGGACAAGAUUUGCGUGAACAACAACUGCGUCGAUCCUUGCCUAGUGUCCGAUAAUUGUGGCGUGAACGCCGAAUGCUACCCUAACAACCAUAAAGCCGACUGUCGUUGCCGUAAGGGUUAUCACGGAAAUGCUCUGGAUCGUUGCAAAGUGAUAGGAUGCUAUAGCAAUGGCGACUGUCCCGGCGAUCACUCUUGCAUCAACAUGCAAUGCAUCAACCCAUGCGUCCAUAGCAACCCUUGUUCACCGCGUGCCGAAUGCAGAGUCUUCAACCAUCUGCCAAUCUGUCGUUGCCCGGCUCAUCACACAGGCAAUCCUUACGUGAAUUGCAAACCGGAAGAGAGACCAGAAUGCAAGGAAGACGGAGACUGUCCAGAUUCGCUGGCCUGCUUUAACAACAAAUGUCAGAAUCCAUGCUCUGUGAUCCAACCAUGCAGCGAACCAUCGGAAUGCAGGGUGCUACCAACUUACCCUGUUCGCACGAUGGUUUGCGUGUGUCCUAGUGGCUAUGUAAGCAGCGGAAGUGGACUCUGCAAGGCCACCAAGCCGAUUCUAGAGGUCGAAUGUACCAGAGACAGCGAUUGCCCAUUGGACAAGUCUUGCGUGAACGCUGUAUGCAAGAAUCCUUGCGCCUGCGGACCAAACGCAGAAUGCAGCGUAGCGAAUCACAAGCCAAUCUGUUCUUGUAUUUUGGGUUACGAUGGAAAUCCUGAUGUAGUAUGUACCAAGGUCGCCGGAUGUCGCACGGAUGGAGAUUGCAGUGGAUCGCACGCUUGCAUACAGCACAACUGCGUUUCAGUGUGCUCGCCGUCCCUGUCCACUUGUGGAAAAGGGGCAGAAUGUCAUGGCAUCAAUCACAAGGCCAUCUGUGAAUGUCCACCUGGCUAUGGAGGUAAUCCAAGAGCGGCCUGUGUUCUUCUUGGUUGCAGGACCAACUCGGAUUGCCCAACGAACAAGGCCUGCGUCAACAAUCGAUGCGAGAAUCCUUGUGCCGUGAAUCCUUGCACCGGGAACAUGGACUGUAACGUGUACAACCAUGUGGUCGAGUGCGCUUGCCCUCCUGGCUACAUCGGUGAUGCCAAACUGGGAUGCACCAAAUUGACAGAGAAAUGUAAAGCAGACAACGAGUGUCCAUCUCAAACCGCUUGCUUUAAUGGCGAAUGUAUUAAUCCUUGCGUGAAAAUCGAGCCUUGUGGAGUGAAUGCGGACUGCAAAGUCCUGGAUACAACUCCUGUGAGGACUAUGAUUUGCGAGUGCAUUCCUGGUUACAGAGGAAACGCGGUUGUUCAUUGUGAAAAAACUAAUGUAUGUCCAGUGGAGAAGGGUCAGAUCCUUGAUGAAUAUGGCAAUUGUAUCUGUCCACCUGGAACGGCUAAAGACGAGAGCGAAGUGUGCAUACCUUGCCACAAACAAACUGGAAUGAUCAUUAACAACGAAGGAUAUUGCGUGUGUGCUUUGGAAAAUGGCAUGAUCAUCGAUGAAUAUGGACGGUGUGUCUGUCCAACUCAACACGGAUACAGACUAGACGGCAAUGGAUAUUGUAAAUUAGCCGACAUAAUCGAAUGCAAACACGACGACGACUGUGCUGACAAUAGGUUCUGUGACAAAACUAGUCAAACCUGCGAAGAUCCUUGCAUGAGCCAACUGUGUGGCUCGUAUGCAUUUUGCAAUGCUACUCGACAUCAAGCUAUCUGCAUAUGCAUCAACGGCUACAUUGGAAAUGCUUACAAACAAUGCUGUGACAAAAACCGAUGGCGAACCGAUUUCCCAAAACCAGAAAUGGUAGUCAGCUGCUUGUCGGAUGGAGUGCAGGUCGAAAUACAUCUUCAGGACCAAGAGUUUGAUGGAGUGCUAUAUGUUAAAGGUCAUAGUAAGGACGAACAAUGCAGAAGAGUUGUUUCUAUUGCUGCGGAAACGAUGCACAAGACCGAGAUAUUCAAAGUGGCAUUUGGAAAUUGUGGAUUGAUACACGUGAACGGACAAGCUAGCUUUGUACUGGUCAUACAAAAGCACCCGAAAUUGAUGACAUACAAGACCCAGGCUUAUCACAUCAAAUGUAUAUAUCAAACAGGAGAACAAAAUGUCACUCUUGGCUUUAAUGUCUCCAUGUUAACAACCGCUGGAACCAUCGCCAAUACUGGUCCACCGCCAGUCUGUCUGAUGAAGAUCGUCACUCAAAAUGGAAACGAAAUUAACUCGGCCGAAAUUGGAGACAACCUAAUGUUGCAGGUCGAAGUUCAACCCUCAACUAUUUACGGUGGAUUUGCUCGAAAUUGCGUGGCUAAAACGAUGGAAGACAAUUUGGAGAACGAGUACAUAGUAACAGACGAGAAUGGUUGUGCGACAGACCCAACGAUAUUUGGCGAAUGGGAACAGAACCCUGAAACACAGACGCUGAUGGCCAGCUUCAACGCAUUUAAGUUCCCAAGCAGCAACAAUAUUCGAUUCCAGUGCAAUAUCCGUGUAUGCUUCGGUCGCUGUCAACCUGUAAACUGUCGAGGAUACAAUGCGUUCGGUCGUCGCCGACGAGACGUUGAUUCAGAAACGAACGACACUUCUUUGAGCAUCGCAGACAACUACGAAGGACAACUUCGAGAAGAAAUAACAAUCCAGUCGAAUCUGAUAUUCACUCUGGAAAGGAGAGAAGAGAGGUUUACAGCAGAUCCAACUGAAAUUGCUUCAGCUCAAAGAGUGGAAGACAUUUGUGUAUCUAUGGUCGGCUUUGUGAUAGCAUUAGUAAUUACAGCACUGCUGGCACUAGUAGCUGUAGCUAUUGCUGUCUCCUGCUGGCUAAUGGCGUAUCGUCGCCAGCCAAAGACUGCUGGACCACUGCCACACCCACCAGAGUUCCCAAAUCCAUUGUUCACUACUGAAUCUGUAGCUGAACCAUCUCCUGACUAUCAUCUAUCAUAAGUUUUCUAGGAUAAUUAUUAUUUUAUAACGUAAUUUUAUAAUUGUCAAUGAAAUGCAGUACAGACCAGUUUCAUCCAGCUGGUCGGUCUUGUAUUUCUGUAAACAACUCCUCCAGCGACUAGUUUUCCAUACUUUUUCUUCUCUCGAGGGUUCACAAUCUGAGCGCGUCGAAUAUGUUCGCUGCUGUAUACUCUGUACUCUGAAUUUUCGAUCUAAAUAGAUAUACGUAUAGAUAUAUUUACUAUUUAUGGUGAUGGUUUGCUUCCAUUAUCUACGUACACGAGAAACCUUGUCUUCCUAUGUAUGUAAGUACCUUACCUUUUGUUCUGUUCUGUUCUGUUCUUCACUUCUUUUAGUCACUGGAGGAUUUGUUCAGCGUAACACUGCGAAUUUAAUUUCCGUGUAAAGUCGAACGAAUUAGUCUAAUAUAGCUUUCUUACUUCGAUAGUAGGUAACUGUACAUUUUAUCUAAUAAAACGCUAAUGUAAUAUUUUUAAA